GGUGAUGGGAGUCCCAAGAUGGCGGCGCCCGUCUGAGAGAACUUCGGAGGGAGACCGCGCCGCCCGCCCGCCCGCCCGCCCGCCGCUACCCAGGCAAGAGACACCGGGAGGAGCCGCUGGAGCCCAGGCCCGCAGCCGACCGCGCUUUCCUGUGUCACUCAGGUUCGUCAGCCAGUUGUUGCCCCCCCGCCAGCCCAGCCUCUCCUGCCUCCCUCGGACCCGUUCCCCAUCCCUUCCCGCGGCUCGCUUCCUCCGGCGCGGAAUCGGGGCUCCGUAUCGCGCGCGCAUCUGCAUCCCCGCCCCGCGCUCGCGGCGCGUGCUCUGCGCGCGUGAGGAAGCCGCCGGGUUGGCAUGGCUCUCCUCCCGGGCAAAGAGGUGUGCGGGGUUGCAGCCUCGCCCGGCUAAUCGAUCCCGGAGAAUGACUUGUCCAUGUCCUAAUAAUAAUAAUAAUAAUAAUUGUCCAUGACCUAAUAAUAAUAAUCCAUGUCCUAAUAAUAAUAAUAAUUGUCCGUGUCCUAACAACAACAACAGUAAUUUAAAUAUUGGAUAUAUUGUGGUUGUUAUUGCUAUUGCUUUUAUUAUCAUUCAGUUUUUAUACCGCCCUUCAUCUUGAGAUUGCAAGCUGUGUGUGUGUGUUUUACAAUAAAAAAAAUGCAUACCAUAAUAACAAUAAAAAAGCAAUCUCUUUCGUGGAGAAAAGCACCCCAGUGACCUGUGUUUUCUUCCUUGUCCGAUUGGGGUUUCCAGUUUUCUUCUUACCGGGGACUCCUCAAGCAGGAUGUAUGGAAGGGGGGGAGCACAAGUGUCAAGCUUUUUGGGUUUGCAAAGGGCAGCAACAACCCUGUGCGAGGACAGGGAUAUUCGUAAAAAGCAUAAGAAACACCAAAGCCUGCCUUGGAAGUAAGUACUGUUGAGCUCAGUUGGACUUCCCAUUGUAAACACAUAAGAGGAUUCCCAUUGUAAACACAUAAGAGGAUUGCGCUGUGAAUGUUGUGGAAACCACAAGAUUAUUAUUUUUUUAUGUUGCCCAUUCAUCAUAUGUCCAAAGGACAAGAUAGACACCAAGUGGUGGGGUAUUCCACGGAUCCUCUUCCUUGGAAGUUUUUAAGCAGAGGUUGGAUAGCCGCCUGUGAUGUAAGCUUCAGUUGAGGUUCCUGCAACUCUACAAUUCUGUGAGGAAUGUGUAACCUAGAACACAUGCUUGGAGUCCGUGCUUAAUUUAGGCUGCACUCCUAACCUCAGUUGCUUAGGAGUGAGCUUAUUGAAGUCCGUAGGAUUUAUUUCUAAGGAUACAUGGUAAGGACUGUGUAGUUGGUUACUCUGUCAACCAUAAGAUACUCCUUUAAUACACAGCAUCUGUUACAAGUCAGUUCACUUCCAUUACAAAAGCUUGCUCCAGUUGAUUCAAGCAUUUUCAGUGUAGGUUGAUAAUUUUCAGUGCAAUAAAAGGGCCGAUUUGGAUGUCUGGGCUGAACGAUGAGGGUGGAGACACUUCUUCAGGUAUACAGGGCGCUUCUAUCACAGUAUGAGUACUGGCACCUUUAUUUAUUUUUUAAACCAAAGAAGCACUGGUGAUGAUGAUGAUAAAUGAGGGCAGCCAAAUGAAUAAGGGAGAGUCGAAGUAUUGCGCAUGCUGAAAAAGUCACACUUGAAACCACCUCUGCUUCUAUAUUGGGUCUUUCUUCAGAAAUAAUGUUGAUAUUUGGAACUCAUGUCGAACAUCUAUGAAGAGAGGGUAAUGAUGAUUGCAGCAGGGGAUUUGCAGGAGUUUGUCCCUUUUGGCCGUGACCACUGCAAGCACCACCCGAAUGCGCUGAACCUGCAACUUCGGCAGCUGCAACCAGCCUCGGAACUUUGGUCGUCGGACGGAGCGGCUGGUUUGGUGGGAUCCCUUCAGGAAGUUACGAUCCACGAGAAACACAAGGUAGAACUGCCUUUGGCAUCAGCAUUUAAACCAGACAAAGCCUAUGUGCCCGUGUGCUGUUGGAAUAGCUCUGUUGGUUUGAGAAUGAGGCUCUUAAUCUCAGGGUUGUGGGUUUGAGUUCCAGGUUGGGCAAAAGAAUCCUACAUUGCAGGAGGUUGGACUAGAUGGUCCCUUCUAGUUCUAUGGUUUUGAAUCAAAAUGAUCAGCCGGUGAGGAAGGGAAGAGGAGAAGACGUGAUGGGAAAAUACGACAAUCUGUUAAAAUAGUUUCUAAGUCAUAGGAAUAGGUGGUACACAUUUUGAUAUUUUAUUGAUGAGUGAACACUCAAGGAACAUUAAUAACAUGAACAGAUAGGUCAGGGGUCAGCAGACUUUUUCAGCAGGGGGCUGGUCCACUGUCCCUCAGACCUUGUCGAGGGCCGGACUAUAUUUUGGAGAAAAAGAAGAAGAAGAAUGAAUUCCUAUGCCCCACAAAUAACCCAGAGAUGCAUUUAAAAUAAAAGCACACAUUCUACUCAUGUAAAAACACCAGGCAGGCCCCAUAAAUAACCCAGAGAUGCAUUUUAAAUAAAAGGACACAUUCUACUAAGUUACAGGGAACCAGGCAGAGGGCCUUCUCGGUGGUGGCACCCACCCUGUGGAUCACUCACCAGAUGUCAAAGAGAAAAACAACUACCAGACUUUUAGAAGACAUCUGAAGACAGUCCUGUUAGAGAAGCUUUUAAUGUUUAAUAGACUAUUGUAUUUUAAUAUUUUGUUGGAAGCCGCCCAGAGUGUUCCAGAAUUUCCCUUUAAAUCACUUUGGUGCUCCUUUUGGCCAUGCAAACUGAAAUGUGUUCAACUUUUACUGAUCAGGGCAAGAUCGGCUUAAUGUAACUACAACUAGCUAGGGCCAUUCUCUGUUCCCUACUGGAUAGUCUUUGAAAAAUAAUCACACCAAUAAGCAUAAUACGCAGCAUUUGCUAAUAUUUCUUAUUCAUUUCCCCCCCUUCAGGAAAGUUGGCAGCUAAGGAAGGGCAUUAGUGAUGUUGGUGAAGAAGUCGAGUACGACGAAGAGCUUUACGUGGCCGGCAAUAUGGUCAUUUGGAGCAGAGGGAGUAAAAGCCAAGCUUCUGCAGUUUACAAAGCGUUUACGGUGGACAGCCCUGUUUUGCAGGUAUGGAAACUGGCAUGGUACCAUAGAGCUUCUUUAGCUGCAAGUUGCAUAUGAAACCGAGGCCAGAAUUAUCCUUGCACUUGCUUAGGAGAAAGCCUCGUGGGGGAUCAGUGGCACAGACGACCAGUCAGAUAUUCAGGAGUUUGGGUUGUGUGGUCUUUUUAUAUAAGCAAGCAGCAACAUAGGAAGCAGCCUUAUGCCAUGUCAGGUCCAUCUGCCUCAGUAUUGUCUGCUCUGACUGGCAGCAGCUCUUCAGGGUUUCAGGCAGGAGUCUCUCCCAGCACUACUUGGAUGAGGAGAGAAUAACAUGAUGGGGGCGGGGAGGAGCAAUUUUGUUGUAUACCCAUUAAUAUAGUUAGGAUUAUAACAUGUUUUCUGAAUCCCGUCAGGAAUAAGGUGGGGUAGGAGAAUGAAAAAUGAAUGGAGAUUGUGACUUAGGUGAAAAGAGUGUAUUACACAGGAAAUGCUCUGGAUUGUGUCAUUUUGCCAGUACAGUGGUACCUCGGGUUACAUACGCUUCAGGUUACAGACUCCACUAACCCAGAAAUAGUGCUUCAGGUUAAGAACUUUGCUUCAGGAUGAGAACAGAAAUCGUGCUCCGGUGGCGCGGUGGCAGCGGGAGGCCCCAUUAGCUAAAGUGGUGCUUCAGGUUAAGAACAGUUUCAGGUUAAGUACGGACCUCUGGAACAAAUUAAGUACUUAACCUGAGGUACCACUGCAUUGCCUGGUGUAUUAUUAUAUUUGCGGAAAUAAUUCUUCUCUUUCUUUUUUUUAAAUGCUUUUGUUGUCCUCACUCAGAUGUGUUAUGUAUUUAUUGUAACCCACCUUCGGAUAAUUAAAAGAGGAAGGUCUGGCUAUACAUUGAAGGAAGUAAAUGAAAUAAAAUAAGCAUAGGCACUUGCAGAUGGAGUUUGCAAAUAGUAAAUGCAAGCGGUUUCUGCCUGAAAUGGCUGCCCCCAAGCAGCAAAACGCAAAUGAAGACGUGGGCAAGCUCUGGCUGUUCAGAUAUCUGAAUCAGCUGUUCGUGUAGUGAGGUUUUGGUAUAAUUCUUUGUGUUAAAUAACACUUAAAUUUAUUUGUGUUAAAUAAAUAAUAUCAGUUAGAUAACUGAGAUUUCAAAUAAUGAGCUUUCCGAUAGCCAAACCUGGUUUACUCUUUCUGCUGAAUAUUUUUAUUUUGUUUCAGGCAUUGUGGUGUGAUUUCUCUAUACCCAAGGAUAGGUCUGACAAAACGGAAGGUAUGUUUCAUUUUUAUUAGGCUUCAUUUGAAGUCUGGAAAUACGUAUGCCUCACUUUCCCCUCCUCACGAGUUGCUUAAAAUCUGCUUGCAGGCGUAAACAUGAAACACAACAGUAAUCAAUAAUCCAGCUUGAAAGGCACCAGCUGUUGCAAUAUGCUAUAGUUUCCCCGAAACCAAGUGUGUGAAAUGCAGUCUGGUUUUGGGAGAAGGGUAGCUGAAUGGAAGAUUAUUAAAUUAUGCUUAUUUGUUCCCCAAUUUCAGAUAGCACCGAAGUAGUAGAAAAGUGUAUCUGUAUAUUACAGAGCUCUUGCAUAAAUAUCCACAGCAUUGAAGGAAAGGAUCACAUUGCUUCUUUGCCCUUUCAGGUAAGCAUAUGUGAAAACCAAAUUCAGAAAUCGGGAAGAGUUGCUGUGCUCACUAAGCCUGGCCUCCUGAGCUGUCUUAUUUCUUUGAAUAAAGACUUAAUUUAACAGAAGCCGUGUGAGUUUAUUGCUGACUUGCCCCUGACACCUGCUCCUGACAUCCUUGCAGGGAAGUAAGAAGCAUUAUCCGAGUUCAAGGACAUAUUCCAGCCAGGCAAAAAAGAAGGGGGGAAAGCAGGACUGGCGAAGGGCAUGGCUUGUGGGGUGGGGGUGGGGCGGCUUGGGGACAGUCCCAAGGGAGAGAGAGAGACCUGGAGGGCUGCAUUUGACCCUUGGUUCCCCACCCAUGUUAUAAACAAAGCAGAAAUCAUUUGUGUCCUGGUACCUAAAGCCUUGGGACGUGGGUGGCGCUGUGGGUUAAACCACAGAAGGUCGGCGGUUCGAAUCCCCAUGACGGAGUGAGCUCCCAUUGCUCGGUCCCUGCUCCUGCCAACCCAGCAGUUCAAAAGCACGUCAAAGUGUAAGUAGAUAAAUAGGUACCGCUCCGGCGGGAAGGUAAACAGCGUUUCCAUGCGCUGCUCUGGUUCGCCAGAAGCGGCAUAGUCAUGCUGGCCACAUGACCUGGAAGCUGUACGCCGGCUCCCUCGGCCAGUAAAGCGAGAUGAGCGCCGCAACCCCAGAGUCGGUCACGACUGGACCUAAUGGUCAGGGGUCCCUUUACCUUACCUAAAGCCUUGACAUUAUCUGCCAGCCAGCUGAAAAUCAGAAGUGUUCAAAUAAUAAUAGUAAUAAUAGUAAUAAUAAUUUUUUAUUAUUCCCCGCCCAUCUGGGUUUCCCCAGCCACUCUGGGCGGCUCCCAAUUGAGUGUUAAAAACAAUACAGUAUUAAAUAUUAAAAACGUCCCUAAACAGGGCUGCCUUCAGAUGUCUUUUAAAGAUAGGAUAGCUGCUUAUUUCCUUCACGUCUGAAGGGAGGGUGUUCCACAGGGCGGGCGCCACUACCGAGAAGGCCCUCUGUCUGGUUCCCUGUAGCCUCACUUCUCGCAAUGAGGGAACCGCCAGAAGGCCCUCGGAGCUGGACCUCAGCGCCCGGGCUGAACGAUGGGGGUGGAGACGCUCCUUCAGGUAUACAGGACCGAGGCCGUUUGGGGCUUUAAAGGUCAGCACCAACACUUUGAAUAUCCUGGAUAUAAACAUGUGAAUGAUGUUUUUAAAAAUAAAACUUUUUUUUACAUAUAGGUAGCCAAUGUCUGGCCAACAAAAUAUGGCUUGCUGUUUGAACGUAGCAGUUCUUCGCACGAAGUGCCUCUUAGCCCAGCCAGGUAAUUAGACUUUAUUGAUUCUUGACUGCAUGGUAAGAAGCUGGGCCAGUGUCCUUAGUAAAUGUGACGGCCCACACAUUCUGUGGCUCUUUAACUUCAUUUCUUGGCAUGUCUCUUGGCAGGAUAAUUCUGUAGCUAACAGAGUGGAUAAAAAUCUCAUGAGAUUUUCCUUUCAAUCUGAUUUUAAUCUGUAAAUUUUCCAAGUUAUGCUAAAUGUCCCUUUGAAAAUAAAAACAUGCAGGCACCUUUGCAGAAGAUUGGUAUUAAUUUAAAGUACAUACAAAUAUGUCAAUCACUUAACAGAAAAGCCCCAGAAGCAUACGCAGGUAUUUGGACAGCAUGAAUAUCUGCAAGAACCAGGUUUUUUGUGUGACUAUGCCGUGCCUCAUCCUGGAAGUUUAACCAGUAUCAGUUCGAAGAGUGCAAAGCACAACAUGAUAUUAGUAGGGCUGCUCUGUUCUGUAUAUUCUGAGAUAUAAUGUCACACAGUUUGUUUGUUUAUUUACCUAUCUUGCUUUUUGGGGGUUACAUUUCAAAGUUUUAAAUUAAAAAUAAUUUAAAAGCAUAAACCAACUUAAAAACGAUUUCUGAAUGUGAUCCUAACUUAUUAAAGUCCACACAUACAGGCUGUAUUCAAAUGUCAUAUUAUCUGAUCUUCCCAGUUGUAGUUUGGAGGACUGGGAAUGAGCGUGUUUCCUUCCUGCCUCCCCUUAUCUUCCCAGCUUCAGGGGACACUUCCUGGUUUGCCAAACUACAGUCUGCUGUUAUAUGCAAACCUUUUGUUAUUUACCAGUUCACAAUAGAUUUAGGAUGCUGUACUGAGUUAAGUCUGUGAUCCUAACCAUGUCUACUCAGAAGUAAGCGCCAUUGAAUUCAGUGGCGCUUACUCCCAGGUAAAUCAGGUUAGGAGUGCAGGCUUUAGUUGCUGCAUUCCGUUUUGCCUGCAGUGCUUAAUAUUUUGUCCCACUUUCUUUUCAGAGAACCUUUGCCCACCAUGUUCAGCAUGCUGCAUCCGUUAGAUGAAAUAACACCAAUGGUUUGUAAGUCAGCAGGUAAAAUAUGUAAUUCUUAAAAACAAGGAGGAAAAACAAGUCCAGCUGAGCAGUAUUCGGAGAUGCUUGACUGACGUUUUGCUGGUCCCUGCUUUUGGUGACAUUUAGGAAUUUGGAACACUAAUUGCUUCAUUGAUUGAGCAUUUUUUGCUCUGCUAUUUAGGAGAACCAAGCUCGCAGAGCAGCAAAAAUCUUUCUAAGUCUUACAAUCAAAAAGUCAGGGCACAAGAGGUAAAGGGAUUAGGAGAGAGGAGGAAAAAAGCAAACCAACCUGGGCAGUAAUUAUUAGUUAUAAAAUUUAGCAGGUCGUGGAAAUAGAUUAAAGUACAGGGGAAAUCCUGGCACUUCCUCUUUCUCUGGAGGCCUCAAUUAUAGUAUUUGCAAGGACUGUAAUGUGAUUGAUUGAGGAGACCAAAAUCCAAAAAGAAACCUUUGAGCGUUUAUCUUAGUAAAAGACAUUUUGCUGAAGACGUUUCAACUCUCUGUUGCAUUAAUGGUAGUAGAAUUAGAAAAUUAAAAGGGGGGUGUACCCCUAACAAGCGCACACAGGAGAAAUACUUCCAUACUUUCCAAGGGGUCAGGACAAAAGACAUUGAUUAUAUUUAUAAACUACCCUUUUAUACCAUUUUUUAAAUGUUACAAUACAAUGUAUAUGCAACUAUCUUACAGUGCUGAGCUUGUGAACAUCUCAGGAAAAUGUAGUUGUGAUUAAAUUCAAGAGGUUAAUUCUGCCCUCUAAAUUUUAAAAUAAUCCAUAUUGGGAAUGCCAGGAAGAGGUUUUUGUAAUUAGCCUUCUGCUGAGAUGUGCCCAUUCAUUUUGUUAAUAUAUUAUUGGGACUUGUUUCUCAUCCUCUAAAAUGCAGGUGACUUACUGUACCUUGAUAGGGGUUUUUUUAAUGUUGAAAUAGACAGAUAAGUCUCCACAGCUGAAAAUAACCCAAGCAAAGGCAUAUUACUACAGCCCCACAAGGCCCCACAUUAGUUCUGCACCACCACACUCCUGCCUUCUCCAUGUUGCCAAUGUUUACGAUGGUGUGCACAUGUUGUUUUUGAACUAUGUCUCCUGCCCGGCCUUUUCUCUUAGGUGGCUAACCUGACUUUUCUCCCGCUUAGCAGGUUUGUUUGGCUCUGCCAGAGUACAGUACGUUGCUGACUAUUCGAUGAGAAUUGUUUUCCUCAACGCUGAGCCUUCCAUCCUAAUGACGUACGACGCCACUCAGAGUGUGCAUACCAUCUGGGCGCUUCGUCGAGUAAAAGCAGAGGUAAGGGCCCAAGCGCAGGAUCCAUGUGGAAAUGUUAAAAACUGGGAGGCUCUGCUGCCUUGAUCCAGUUCCAAUACCUCGUCCCACCCCAAUGACUGCUCUGAAGAAAGGAGAAAAACCUGGGGGGAUCUGUGCUGCCACUGUUGUCAGAGGUGGGAUGCCUCUGUAUGUAGUUGCUCAAAAUCAUAAGUUGUAGCACUCAGGUCCUGUAUGGAGGCUUCCCAUAGACAUCUGUUUGCCCACUUUGAGAGCAGGGUGCUGGGUUAUAGGGAAGCAAAGAUCACCAGAUUAUCGUCUUCCAAAGCAACUGCUCUAUUCCGAACUUUAAAAUGGAAAGUGUAAUGCUGGUGGCCAACAAAAGAGGUUUAAAGACUUUCUCAAGGCAAAUCUUUAAAAAUGUAGUAUAAACACCAAUACUGUAACUGGGAAACACUGGCCUGUGAGCGCUCCAGUUGGAGAACAGCCUUUACCAAAGGCUUUGAAAACACUCAAACUCAGGAUGAAAGGGAGAAGCGUGCUAAGAGGAAGGCAUGCUUGGCAAACUGUCGCCAUGAUCAAAUCUCGCCUGGAAACCUAUGUCCCCACUGUAGAAGGACGUGUGGAUCCAGAAUUGGCUCCACAGUCACUUACAGACUCACUGUUAAGGCUGUUUUCAUGGAAAACAAUCUUACUCAGCUAUGAGUGAUACCAAAGAAGAAGAAGAAGAAGAAGAAGAAGGGUUAUAUGGACCUUUGGCUGGAUCCAGUAGGGUUCUUCUUAUGUUUUUUUAUGAUCCUGGACCUCUCCUCUCCUCGUUUAGUUGGCCCCUUAAACUUUGGAUACAUUUCAUGUUACUGAGCCUGGAUAGCUCAGUGGGUUAGAGCGUGGUGCUGGUAACACCAAGGUUGCAGGUUCGAUCCCUGUAUGGGUCAGUUGCAUCUUCCUGCAUUGCAGGGGGUUGGGCUCCUCAGGGUCCCUUCCAACUCUACAAUUCUAUGUUUCUAUGUUUUAAAAUUAGGUCUGUACUUCAAGGUAUCCUGUUAUGUAAAAGCUAUGCAGUUUCGAACAACAUAAGCCGAUUUUUGUUGUUGUGCUCUUCUCUGCAGGAGCAAAGCGCUGUCUUGAAAUUCUCCGAGCAGGUGGGGACCCCUCAGUAUGCGGCCGCCAGCAGCUCCUUCACAGUCCACCUUCGGAGCCUCUCUAAGGGUGACUCGCCCGUGGCUUCCCCGUUCCAGAACUAUUCCUCUAUUCACAGUCAGAGCAGGUCAGCAUCGUCCCCCAGCAUUCACUCCCGAUCACCCUCCAUAUCCAACAUGGCAGCUCUAAGGUAGGCUGGUAAGCUUUGGUUGUCGAUUUGCAAAGAACUAUACGGGGGAACCAUGCAUGCUACAAAUCCUGGCUUACUGAAAUCUUCUGCGGGUGGUUGCAGCUUCAGACUCCAGCCUUAAAGGGUUGUGGAGGCCAAGCUCCCGUGUGUUGGGAUCAUAUCUUUCGUAAGCUGAAAUGCAUUCGCUGCUCUUCAGCUUCCCUAGCAGAUUUUAGCCUCUCAGACCUUGUUGGGUCACCAACCUUUCUCUCCCACCGGGGCAAUUUAAGAAUCUCAGGUCGUAAUCAGCUAACUUAUUCAUGCGAAGAGUAGCAUGAGUGCAAUGGAACUUGCCCAUGCACGCCCUGCACCCUUCCCGAAUCUGGUCUGGAGAGUUUGGGGGAAUCGCUCGAGCAGAUUUAGGGGGCAGUUGGGUGGAGGAGAGGUUUGGAGAAUCCCAUUCUGCUAGCAGUAAUCCUUGCGCUAAUGGGACCCUGCCUUAGUGCUGUGUUGAACACAACCCCCAUUUUCACUCUUCCUACAUUAUGAAACUGUGAUAGGGACGUUGCAGUUUCCACAUUCCACAUUUUGGAAACGCUGCUGUAGAGGUUCCCUGCCCCCCUUGGAACGUUAAUCGCCUUGUCAAUUCCUGGCCAGCUGCAAAGAACAUUACCUUAAGAAAUAUUUCUGUGCUGGCUGUAGCUGUUGGGAGUUGUAAUGCAAAACAUCUGGAGGUUGCUGGAGGCUUAGAUUGUAUGCUGCUUGGUGUUAGGGCCUAUUGCUUCCUUCUUGCAGUGCUACACGGCCACAUUCAUACAUUCCAAUAAAACCUGUUGCCUGUAGUUCUAAUUAUAGUCCUUAAGCAGGAUCCUAAGAACCUGCUUCUCUUUCCCAUCACUCCAAGUGCAAGCUUCAAGCAGUUCCGUACAAACUUAAGGAUUGCAUCAGUUUUCCAUCCAGGCUGCAAUCUCUUACACUGUGUUGGAAGCCGCUGUGGCUGCCACACUGCUCUUUGAUCCCCUUGCUCAUUGUGGAAAGUGAGGCCAGUAUUAUUUUUUAUCUCCAUAUCAUACAUGCUGGUGCCUGCUGAAAGAUAGCCACUUUCCAGAAGCCCAUGAGUUCAUAGUUGAAGAUCUGAAGUGAAGAAUUAAAACGUAGAUCUCCUCCUCUCUUGGAAGUGGCUUUCUGGUGGAAAAAAAGGGGCGUUGGACAUGUAACUCAUCACCGGGAAAAAUGGUUUUCUUUUCACAGCCGAUCUCACUCCCCAGCCUUAGGGGUGCAUUCGUUCUCAGGAGUGCAGAGAUUCAACUUCUCCAACCAUGCACAGUCUCCCAGGAGGCACAGUGCCUGCCAUUCUCCAAACAGUGCGAUGGACUCGUUCUUCGCCCCGGAAACGGAACUCAUUGUUCCAGAGCUUUGCAUAGACCAUCUAUGGACGGAGGCCUUCACUACCACAAGGUUUGGGAUAAUCCUAUCUAUUCAGCAAGGGGUCUCAACAGCAGGGGGCUGCUUUCUCUUGAGUGGGGUGUUUUAUUGUUCGUAAAGUUUGGAGAAGAGAAUAGCAUUGCAAGUAUGUGUCUGAACUGACGUGCCUGUCCGCCGGUAAAAGCAGAGUUAAGAAGCCGAGCACGGUAUCCACCCGGAAAUGUUAAAAAUCAGGAGGUGCUGUUGCCUUAAUCCAGUUCCGUGCCUCAUCCCACCCCAAUGGCUGCUCUGAAGUAAGAAGAAAAAACUUGGGGAGAUCUGUUCUGCCACUGCUCCCAGAGGCGGAAUGCCUUUCUGUAUGUUAGUUGCUCGAAAGCACAGCAACUGUGGGGGUGCUAUUGCCAGGGUCAAGCAAGAUUCAUAAUGGAGGAUCCCAUGUCAUAUUUUAAGUUAUGUCAACGUUUUAUUUAUUUAUUUAUUUUAGAGUAUUUGUACCCCGCUCUUCAGCAAAAAAUGUCUCCUAGAGUGGCUUACAUUAAAUCAGAACAAGACAUUCCCUACCCACAAGCUUACAUUAUAAUAAACAAACAAACAAAUUAAUAAGAAUACAGCACACAAGGGAAAAGGAACAAGGAGGGAAGAGGAAACUCAGAACUCAGGCAUCAUACUUAUGCCAUGAUCUACCGUAAUAAACCAAAGAAAAAGUUCAGAUUGACACAAAUCUAUUCGCAAUAGAUGUCUGCCACAUUCACACUGUACAUUCAAAACAGCAUGAUAUACCAUUUUGGGCAGUCAUGGGUUUCCCUAAAGUAUUCUAGGAGCUCUGGUUCAUUAAGAAUUGUUGGGGGAGACCCCUGUGACACUACUGUGCUUGACCGUAUCUCCUAUUGUUUCGUUCUUGAUGCAUUCCAUUUCUUUCAGUUGUGCUAGAAGAGUUAGUUUGCUCUGUUAGGAAAGGUUUAGUAAAGCUCACACCCAGAUUGCAGACUGCAAAACUCUGAUUGUGCAAAAUGGAUUCAGAGAUGAAAUAAAACGGGGAAGAUUUUCCUACGCCUAGGAUUGCUCUGUUAGGGAAGCAUAAAAUAAUCUACAGUUUAAUUUGUAAACUUUAUUUGAGUAAGCUUAACUUUAUUCUUCUUUUGAUUAUUUGAAUAUUGACAGAGAGAAGAAUUCUCAAGCUUCCAAAGUAUUUAUUACGACUGACCUUUGUGGGCAAAAGUUUUUGUGCUACUUAGUGGAGUCCCAGCUUCAGUUACGGUAAGUGCAUUUUGAUAUGUGACUUUCUCGAAUUGUUGUCUAAAAUACUGGAAACAUAACCAAAAGAGAGCUGAAUAUUAGAAUAUUAUUGCAAAUCCCAGUUUUAGCAUUCAGAAAGGGGACUCAUUCGCAUAUCAUGGUAAAUGAGAAAUAUCACAGACAUAUGAGAGGCCCCAUCAGUAUUGGCAUUCCGCUGGUUCUUGUUUAGGCAAGCUUUCCCCUGAACGUGAACUUCUGAUCUUAAUGCUUUAACUGUUUUUAAACUGUUUUAAUUGUCAGCCUUUUUAACUGGCUUGUAUGUAUUAAUUUAGAAUGUUUUAAUGCUCUGGUGAAAUUGUUAUUGUGUAUUUUAAUUAGGUAGGAAUUUUAUAUUUGAUUUUGUAGCAUAAACUGCUUAGAAGCAUUUCGCCAUACAAGCAGUAUGGCAAAUAACAAGCCACAGUUAAUUGUUUACCACGAGCACUUGGUUCUGACUGCUUCUCAGAUUUCAUUUCCUAUUACUCAUCAUUUUCAUUUGUAUGUUGGAGGGCUCUCCAGAGGUGAAGCAGUUCCCCCUAAUGAUGGUUUGUCAAUUCAGACAUGCAAAAAUCAUAGAAAGUACCAACUGUCAUUUUUUAUUCUCCUUUAUCGUCCAGUUAAAAACCACGGCUUGCCAUUUCAGAAAUCGUAUCAAAAAAUUUCAUUGACCAAGCUUGGGUUUGAUGACGAAACCGAGUUCCUCUCUAAACGUGGUGCUUCAAGUCAAGCAACAGCAGUCAUUCAUAUUUAUAUACAAAAAGUUAAGCAUCAGUAGCCUUCCCAACUGGCAGCCAUGAUAUUUUUUGGAAAACUGCAAUGCAAAAAUAAUACUGGAGAAAUUUGCUUUUUUCCUCCUCUGGUGUUUAGCUGUGUAAAGUUUCAACAGAGUAACGACAUGUCACAGUUGAUCUUUGGCUCUGUCACCAACAUCCCGGCAAAGGAUGCAGCUCCAGUGGAAGUAAGUAUGAGACUGUGAAAUGUAGAGUGUGCAGACAGGUUUAAUGCCACUUGAUCGCAUGUGCUCAAAUGCCAGCGGAUGAAUUUACUCUUUUUCUUUUGGCCUUUACAGAGCAUUGACACAAUGCUGGUUCUGGAAAGCAAUGGAAACUUAGUCCUGUACACCGGAGUGGUUCGGGUAAGUGUUCGUUUUACAGUGUUUAUUUCAUAAAACUUAUAUGCUACUCGGUUGCAAACCAAGCAAAGAAACCUCAAAAACUUUUCCUCUAGCUCAGGGUUUCCCAAACAGCUGUUUCUGGACUACAAUUCCCAUCAUCCCUGACCACUGGUCCUGCUAGCUAGGGAUGAUGGGAGUUGUAGUCCAAAAAAACAGCUGGAGACCCAAGUUUGGGAAACCCUGCUCUAGUUUGAGGUUUGGCAACCUUUUAAAGUCCAAGGACUUUGUUUCCUUCUGUGGGGGGAAGCAGCUAGAGCCAAAAGGUGGUUAUUUAUUACUUACAGCUGAAUUCUAGCAUUGCAUUCGUUGUUAGGCUUGUCUUUUUACGGACGCUUUGGACUUUAAAAGCUCUCUCUCUUGGAACUCUACUUAGUUUCUUCAUUUCUCGCCCGUUACAAGGUAGGGAAGGUUUUUAUACCUGGUUUGCCAGCUCCGUCACUGACGAUGUCGAAUCAGAUGCCUCGCCCCAGCACCCCUCUGGACAAUGCCAAUACUCCUUCCAAGCCCUUGAACAAGCACCUGGGACCCUUAGAUGAGGUAAGGGGCUCUGUGGAUGUAUAGAUCAUCGCUGUCACUAUUGCCCUGUUUGUGUUUGGACACAGAAUGGGGACUUGUGGGGAGGGCUCUUUGGGGAGAAAUGAGGCCCACAAAAGCUGGGCACAUACGGGUCAGGUGGAAGGCUAAAUGAAAAGUGUGGUUCUUGGCAUUCUGCUCAGACACCACGGGUUGCAGACAUAUGCCCUGGAAGUCCCAAUUCUAAAUCCUAGUUUUGACCUUCAUGGCCCUUUAGAGUGGGCAGCAAAGUUAGCUGAAAGCUCACCUUCUCCCACAUAUACCUGCCUAAACCUUGAGAUGCUUUUCAGAAGCCCAGCUCUGGGUGACUUUGCCAAGUGAAAGGAAACUUGUAGCAACUAGGAAGAGGACCUGCUCAGUGGUGGCCCCCUGAUGGUGGAAUGGCCUCCCCAAAGAGACUUGCUUGCUACUUUCUUUAUGGUUUUUUCAGUUCUAUGAAGACCUUUUAAUUCUCCCAGGCCUUUAAAAAUUGCAAUCUUAAGGCAAUGAAUGUUAAUCCAUUGUUUCUGUCCGUUGUGAUUUAUUUCUGUAUUCGAUGUAUUUAAAUAUUGUAAACAAACAAACAGAUUGUAAAGAAACUGUAGUCGCAGCUCGAUUCAUAUCUUUCUGAACCUGCUAAGGAAAUUUGUUUUGUUUAAUCCUGAAUCUGGGCUGUUGAGAAUAGUGCUAAAAGAUUUUAAUAUUUGCCCCCCUUUUAAGCAGGGCGUGUUGUCCCCUGUUCCAGAGCUGAGGGAUUCUUCCAAACUUCAAAAUUCCUCUUACAUUGAUGAUUGCACUUUUCAGCAACUUUCAACUUUUAUUCAUUCUGUGAGAGAUCCUGUCCAGAACAGAGUGACUCUGGUAAGUGGUGUUCUGUGGAUUGAGAGUUAGCUGACCUUAGUCGAAGCACAGUGUGGCACAGUAAUUGAAGGGUUUCCAGCUUGGUUCUGGGAAACGCAAUUUCAAAUCCUUGCUCAUCCAUGCAUUAAUCUAAAACUUGGUCCCAGUGUCCGUGAGCUUUGUCUCUCUCUUUCUUGUUCUGGGUUUAACAAAUAAACUUCCUAGUUCAUCAUUUGUUAGCUCUCCAAACCACAGUUUGCUUGUUGAUGAGCAGAGAGAGUGAGACCCUGGUGUUAAGGAUCUUUCCUUUCCCAUUUUUUUAUAUUCUUCCCUUUGGGGGCCUCUUGCCAAAAGAAAAAGACCGUGCUUUUGUUUGUCCAUGGGUCUCUUGAUCAUGUUAACCGAUCACAUUAGUUUAUGUGAAUGGCAUAUGCUAGAUAAUUCACCUGUUGUUGUUUUUCUUCUCCCAGGAACUCAGCAGUGGCUCCAUGGUCAGAAUUACCAUCCCAGAAAUUGCAACUUCAGAAUUAGGUAUGAUAUUGAAUAAUAAUACUUUUUUGUUCUUGCUUGUGAGCUCUCCUCCCCCCUGCUUUGUCUCACCAGUGACAAAUAAUCAGCAAAUUAAAAUCCAAGCUCUGAACCAGUGUAGACUUAACUUGCAUAGGACUCAAUUGCUUGACCAAUUAUCACUUUCAGGUCUUUAUGCCAUGAUUAGGAGAACAGGACCAGGAGAACAAAAUUAACCCCAUCGUUUCACAGCUGAUUCCUGUAGGCUGGGGCACAAAGCAAGUCCUUUUUGGAUGUCCAUGAAUUCUUAUGUUAUGAGAGAGGGAGGAAAAACUUUUCUCUAUCUGCUUUUGCUCCAUGCCAUGUAUAAUUUUAUAAAAUUUGAUGGUGUCACCCUGGGCCAGUUAAAAGCAAAUGGUUUUCAAGUUACAGAAAUGGAUUGAGUAGCUCUAUGACCAAACGGUAAUCUGAGCAGUUCUUUCUUCACCCCUUUACCCUAAACAGUCAAAAGAUGUUUACAAGGCAUUAAGUGUAUCCUGCCCAGAGAAGUAGCCGUGCAAAUGCUCGUCAGGUGGUACAAUGCCUACAACGCACCGGGCGGACCAAGUUACUACUCCGAGUGGAACUUAUUUGUUACCUGCCUCAUGAACAUGAUGGGCUACAACACGGACAGAGUGGCCUGGACUCGUAAUGUAAGUGACUUCUGCAGCGACAUCACUUGACUUCUCACCAACAGCUUAAUACUAAGGCGUCACUUGAAGGGUGGGAAUUCCACCAUGUGCUCUGAAGUGUUGGACUACCGCAGUGCGCACUUUGAAGGUGACUCGGAAACUGCAACUAAUCCAGAGUGCGGCAGCUAGACUGGUGACUGGGAGCAGCCGCCGAGACCACAUAACACUGGUCUUGAAAGACCUGCAUUGGCUCCCAGUAUGUUUCCGAGCACAAUUCAAAGUGUUGGUGCUGACCUUUAAAGCCCUAAACGGCCUCGGCCCAGUAUACCUGAAGGAGCGUCUCCACCCCCAUCGUUCAGCCCGGACACCGAGGUCCAGCUCCAAGGGCCUUCUGGCGGUUCCCUCGCUGCGAGAAGUGAGGUUACAGGGAACCAGGCAGAGGGCCUUCUUGGUGGUGGCGCCUGCCCUGUGGAACGCCCUUCCAUCAAAUGUCAAGGAAAUAAACAACUAUCUGACUUUUAGAAGACAUCUGAAGGCAGCUCUGUUUAGGGAAGUUUUAAUGUUUGAUGUUUUAUCACAUUAUUAUUAUUAUUAUUCCGCUGGGAGCCACCCAGAGUGGCUGGUGUAUAAAUAAUAAAUUAUUACUACAUUAUUAUUAUUAUUAUUAUUGAUCCAAAUACCUUCAGGCUUUCUGCUAGUAACAAGGUAUUGUUGAGAUAAUGUAUCCUGUCCCUUCCCUGUACUUCUGAUGCAAUCUACCUUAGAAUUAAACUAUAUAUACACAGAAUCUUGCAAGCACUAGCAACAGCAUGGUUCCCUUGAUUUUGGGUGCUCAUACAUCUUACUAGUUAUUGCUUGGCACUAUACAAUAGUUCAGUAUAGAUCUUAGGAAGACAGGAGUGCCUGGCGUGCUCUGAUCCAUGGGGUCACGAAGAGUCGGACACAACUAAACGACUAAACAACAACAACAUAGAUCUUAGAGCAGGGACAGCCAACCUCCAGGUUGUCUGGGGCUAGUGAGAGUUUUAGUCCAAAUUGGGCAGGGUUCCAGGUGGCGGAGGCUAAUGCAAAGAAAUAAUCACAAUUGUACGUGGAACUGUUGCACGAUCAGCUUUGCUUCUUCUGAUAGAACAAUUUCUGUAAUGUAUGAAAACUGAAAUUCAGUGCCUAGUGUGAUGAUUUAUUUAUCUGUUUAUUUCAGCUUGAUUUUGAAGGCUCUCUUUCUCCAGUCAUUGCUCCCAAGAAAGCCCGGCCGUCAGAGACAGGAUCAGAUGAAGUAAGGGAAUAAUUUAUCAUUUUAAUUAGUAGUUCCUGACCAGCUGGAGGAUUUUUGUGCAUUCCUCUGGUUUGAGAGAUGCUGCUUCCUAGACUUGUAUGGGGCUUAGCUAAAAAACACACACAUUUGCAUGAACUUGUUUGGUGUUAUGUGAGCAUCAGGUGUGCUCUUUCGACUUACAGCAGGGGUAGGAUUUGUAGUCCAACAGGUGAGAGUUUGUACUUCAGCCACAACCUGGUGUUUUGGACUGAAGGCUGAUUUCACAGGUCUGCAUAUCACUUGAUGAACUUUGAUGAUUAGCUGCUUGACAUAAAAAGCUCCCAGAGGGAUAGCUGUAAGUAAAACCAUGGAGAGUGCAGGGGCAUCUUUAAAAGACUAAUAAAUGUACUAUGACAUAUUUUGUGGACUAGAGGCCACUUCAUCCGAUUUGGAGUUGUGUUUUGGUACAAGGUAGCUCAGAUUUGGUACAAGAUAGCUCAGAUUGAGUGCUGGACCAUAAAGAAGGCUGAUCGCCGAAGAAUUGAUGCUUUUGAAUUAUGGUGCUGGAGGAGACUCUUGAGAGUCCUGUGGACUGCAAGAAGAUCAGACCUCUCCAUUCUUAAGGAAAUCAGCCCUGAGUGCUCACUGGAAGGUCAGAUCCUGAAGCUGAGGCUCCAAUACUUUGGCCACCUCAUGAAAAGAGAAGACUCCCUGGAAAAGACCCUGAUGUUGGGAAAGAUGGAGGGCACAAGGAGAAGGGGACGACAGAGGACGAGAUGGUUGCACAGUGUUCUCGAAGCUACCAGAAUGAGUUAGACCAAACUGCAGGAGGCAGAGGAAGACAGAAGUGCCUGGCGUGCUCUGGUCCAUGGGGUCACGAAGAGACGGACACAACUAAACAACUAAACAACAACAACAAGCUCAGAUUGUUAAUGGCGGCAUUGAAAAAAGUAUUGUGUUUGGGGUCGAUAAACAAAACUUUGUCUGCUCUCUGAUACCUAUUUGACACAUGCAAAUGAUCACCAUUGGUGCAUGUUUCAGCAGCUGACCAGGCAACAUUUCUUCCUGAUCUCGCAAUAUGAAAGACAUUGUUGUGGGUGCCGGUUUCUGAACUGUGACCUUAAAUGCUAAUGAGCAAGCAAACAAUGUCUUGACAAAAUAGGCUCCAAAAUAGGCCACACCAGCGAGAGAAGGAUCCUGUUGCAAUAGGUACAUUCAUAUUAACUCCUGCUAAUAAAACAUUAUGCAACAGUUGUCUUUCAGAGGCCACAGGAUUAUGUUUCUUAAAACCAACAGCGUGUUAAUAAGCAUCUUUUUAAAAACAGCUUGAGAACUGUAAAUGUUGCCUAUAAGAUCGCAUUGGUGAUCUCGUUUUCUUUGGUGUUUUUAACUCCCUGCUUUGCAUUCCUCUUUCCUUUUAAAAAUAUAAACUAUAUAAACUAAAACAAUUUAGUAUGCAGGAUUGUCUCAUGUGUCCUAUCUCUUUUCCUUUCCUUUAAUCCAGGACUGGGAAUAUCUGCUAAAUUCUGACUAUCAUAAAAAUGUUGAGUCUCACCCUUUGGCCAAAGCUCUACGGCUGGAUCCACUGGAAGUGAAAUCUCCUAAGGAUAGCCUCUCGCCCAACCACUGCUUGGAUUCCACCACUCUUCUCUUCCCCCACAUCCCAGCUAUUUUCUGCGUGCUCCACUUGAUCUACGAGGAGCUCAAGCUGAAUUGCUUGAUGGGCGAAGGGAUUCGUUCCCUCGUCGUCCUUCUGGUUCAGCUGGCAAGGUAUGUCCUUGUGGGUGUGAACUCUGGCCGGUGGUGUUUCCUGGCAGCAGGUCAGAGGAUUUGGAGUUGGGUUUUAAAGCACACCUGAUCUUUAUUUAUUUUUUACAAAUUUAAGUAAAUGGAGUGAACAGGUGAAUGUUUAGAGAAUAGUACAGAGAAAAGUAAGAGGUGACACCAUCAGAGUUCAUAACUUUAUGCACUUGUUUAUUAUUUCCCCCUUUUAGGGACUUGAAACUGGAAGCUUAUCUUGAUUAUUACUACAGAGACUAUCCAGUGCUUGUAAAGACUUCCAGCCAAGCCUGCAUAAUUGAUCCAGGUGCGUUUCUAGAGAAUAGCUUGGUUUGCUUUGGAGAAGAACAUUCGUAUUAGUAACUGUGUCACUAAUCUACUGUGUGUUUAGAAGCCAUGCUUUAGAAGACUCUGACUGUGGAGCUGUUACUAAACUGCAGUCCUAGAUCUUUUUAGCUUUCUCCACAUGCGGUAUACAAUCCAGUAAUAGCAUUUAUUUUAAUGACUCCCGGAACUGGAAAACAGAUUGCCAAUGGUUCAUGGUCCUUAUAGCCUCUUACCCUCCUCCGCAGCAGCCUUCUCCAACCGGGUGCCCUUCAGGAUGCUUUGGACUACAACUCCCAUCAGCCUUAGCCAGCAUGACUGAUGGGAAUUGUAGUCCGAACCAUCUAGAGAGCACCCAGUUGACCUAAGCUGCUACAGUGGUGCCCCGCAAGACGAAUGCCUCGCAAGACGGAAAACCCGCUAGACGAAAGGGUUUUCCGUUUUGGAGGUGCUUCGCAAAACGAAUUUCCUAUGGGCUUGCUUCGCAAGACGAAAACGUCUUGCGAGUUCCUGCGGGGUUUUUUCCCUCCCCCCCCUUUUCCCCAAGCCGCUAAGCUGCUUAUCAGCUGAUCCGCUAAGCCGCUUAACAGCUGAUCGCUAAGCCGCUUAUCAGCUGAUCCGCUAAGCCGCUUAACAGCUGAUCCGUUAAACCACUAAGCCGCUUAUCAGCUGAUCCGCUAAGCCGCUAAGCCGCUUAUCAGCUGAUCCGCUAAGCCCGCUAAGCCGCUAAUAGCGCUAAUCCGCUAAUGGGCUUGCUUCGCAAGACGAAAAAACCACAAGACGAAGAGACUCGCGGAACGGAUUCUUUUCGUCUUGCGAGGCACCACUGUAUAUGGCAAUCACAAUUAACUGUGGUACUAAAUUCUAUGCAUUACGUCAAUGGAUGCUGUUUGUGAAGCAAUUAAUUCUGCCCCCAGAAAAUAAAAUAUAUAUUUACCAUAGACACCAAAGUUCCCGCAAUGUUGUUAUGUGCAUCCAAAUUCUCCAGGUAGUGAGAAGUAUCAGAGGUGCUCAGGACUUACUUGCGUUUGGUUUCCUUUGGCCUGAGGUCACUGGUGUUUUAGUUUGCAAAUAUGCAGGCUGGAACAUAGCUCAGGGAUGGGGAACCUGUGACCCUCCAGAUGUUAUAAUUGUACCCCAACUCCUAUCAACCCCAUGCAGCCUAGCCAGUGGCCAGAGAUAGUUGGCACCAUAAUCUAUGUACGGGGAACAUGGUGAGUUCUGGAUGCUUUAGACUACAACUCCCUCGAUUAUUAGCCUUGCUGUCUGGGGCUGAUGGGAGUUGAAAUAGAACAUCUGGAAAGCACUGGUCCCCUAUCUCAGCUACAUCUUGAGGGCAGGGGACCCCAAGUUCCCCAGCUCUGGCGAAGGAGUUUGUUAGCUCUAUAUGAAUGAUUUAAAGCUGGUCUGAUAGCAUUAAUCCUAUACGGGUGGCGCUGUGAUCUAAACCACUGAGCCUCUUGGGCUCGCCAAUCAGAAGGUUGGCAGUUUGAAUCCCUGUGACUGAGUGAGCUCCCGUUGCUCUGUCCCAGCUCAUGCCAACCUAGCAGUUCGAAAGCACGCCAGUGCAAGUAGAUAAAUAGGUACCAUUGUGGCGGGAAGGUAAACAGUGUUUCCGUGCGCUCUGGUUUCCGUCAUGAUGUCCCGUUGCGCCAGAAGCAGUUUAGUCAUCCUGGUCACGUGACCCAGAAAGCUGUCUGUGGACAAAUGCUGGCUCCCUCGGCCUGAAAGUGAGAUGAGCGCUGCAACCCCAUAGUCGCCUUUGACUGGACUUAACCGUCCAGGGGUCCUUUACCUUCUUCUUUUUUAGAACCACCUCCGUAUUAUUAAAAUGGCACACCUGACCUGAUACUUUGUAUGAUUCAGCCCAAACAGGUUUCAUGCAUCACCCUUCCUUUUUUUCGGCUGAACCUCCGAGCAUCUUCCAGUGGCUGAGUUCCUGCUUGAAGGGAGACAGUGUGCCACCCUACCCUUACUUGCCUGGAAUCUGCGAAAGGAGCAAGCUGGUGGUGCUGGUAUGUGCAGACAACGCUUGCAGAACUGGCACUGCAAAUAGGUGUCGGCAUGCUUCGGUGCAUGCUGUUGUUGCUUAUUAAAUGUGUAUACCACCCUAUACCCGUAGGUCUAAGGGCGGUUCACAACACAAGGUUACAAUAUAAAGGCCAAAAAUAAUUAAAACAAUUAACAAUACUAAUGUGUACAAACUAAUAAAAACUCCCACACUUCCUAACAAAAACCCCAUUCCAACUCCCCCCCAGCCUACAAAUGCAGAAAUGAAAAUUAACAUAUAGCAUUUAAAAACAAUUUAAAGCAACAGCUUUUAAAAAAAUCUAACAGUAGUGGCCUUGAGCUAGUACAGGGGUCAGCAAACUUUUUCAGCAGGGGGCCAGUCCACUGUCCCUCCGACCUUGUGGGGGCCCGGAUUAUAUGGGGGGGGGGUUUAACAAAUUCCUAUGCCCCACAAAUAACCCAGAGAUGCAUUUUAAAUGAAAGUACACAUUCUACUCAUGUAAAAACACGCUGAUUCCCGGACCGUCCGCAGGCCGGAUUGAGAAGGCGAUUGGGCCAGAUCCGGCCCCAAGGCCUUAGUUUGCCUACCCAUGAGCUAGUACUUAUAUUAGAAUACAGGUCUCCCUGCAGAGAAUUACAUUACCUAUACCCAAUUCUGUACAGUUUGUAUACUGAAGCCAACAAUGAGCUGCACUCUUAGCAUUUCACAUUCUUAGCAAAAUCGUUGACUUUUUCAGCACAAAAUCUUAACAGCAACUUAUAACUUCACUCUUUAUCUUCAUCUUGCGUUGCUCAUCCCCUUACUCUAAAUCAAGGGUGUGGAAUCCCUAUAAUCCCAAGGGUCACAUUCUUUGAUGGGCAGCUGGGCAGACAGGAUGCAAGACAAUAGUGAGGGGAGCCAGAGGCAAAAAUUGCCCAGCGCAGUGGAUGUGACUCUUGGAUUUGUACAAGAUGAAUCUACUGGAUCUUUUGUAAAAGUGAAUUUCUUUCUCCUGAGCAGAGUGUUGUGCUGUACAUCCUCGGCGAUGAAAAAGCAGUUUUAAAUGAGGCCUCCAACUAUUUGUCCAGGAUAACUACAGGUAAUACGUUUUUGAGGCCCUCCAGUGCCCAUAGGGAUGUUCAUUUUGUUUUGCUUGCUUUAUUUACAUCAUUUGUAUCCCCGUACCUUCAACUUAUGUUUCUUAAGUACCCAGGUGGCUUGCAGAGCUGUAAGAAACAAAAAGUGUAAUUUACUACUACUACUACUAAUUUUAAAAAAGAAGAAAUUGUACAAAUUAAGAGCAGCAAACUAAAGCAGUGACAGCUCCCUUAAGCAGAGUCAAACCAAACCAUUCAUAAGCUGCUUACUUUAGCAAUUCUUAAAAGCCCAUGGAAACAGGUGUGGUUUUGCCUGGUGCUGAAAUGACAGCAACAAGUUCUCCACAUGGGCCUCCUGAGAGAGGGCAUUCCAAAGGAGAAGAGCCACCACAGAAAAGUCUCCCUACCCUGUUUUUUUGCUGCUUGUUUUAAUCUUCUCAAGCAAAGGUAAGAGCGGUGCCUUUUCAUUCUCUCUCCUUUCUUUUUCUUAGGGCAGCGAAAGCAGCAAACUGAGCUGGAGGAACCUCGGUAUGUUAAUUAGUGAACGGCGUAAUGUUCCACUUGGGAGCUAUCAUAUUUUCCCGUGUAUGACAAACCUCCUAUUUUUAGGGACUCAAAAUUCAGAAAAUGGGGGGAGAUUGCCCAGAGUUGUUGAGCUUUUCUUGGGUGGGGGGUGCCUAAAAACGCUCACCAAAAUGCCCAUCGCUCACCCCAAUUUUUAAGAAUUAUUUAAACGUAAAAAUACCACCUCAUCUUAUACACGGAGAAGUACGGUAUUUUGGAGCUCGCCCUUGCUUGCUAUCUCCUCCCUGAGCAAUAUGAAAACUACUCUCUCGGUUUAUGGCAGGCAUAGGCAAACUCCGGCCCUCUAGGUGUUUGGGACUACAAUUCCCAUCAUUUCUGACCCACUGGUCCUGUUAGGUAGGGGUGAUGGGAAUUGUAGUCCCAAACAUCUGGAGGGCCGGAGUUUGCCUAUGCCUGGUUUAUAGGUUCUGCUCAAUUCCUGCCCUUGGGAAAGUCUUAUUUUCCCCCAAAGGACCUCUAAACUAUUGAUCUCUUUCCUCCGCCUCUUUCCUUGGCCCUUUAUGGUCAAUUUCCUGAAUUGCCUUAGUUUUUCAGGGAAUCUUUCCCUAAGAGCCAGAUGGAAGGAGGAGGAGAUAAGAGGCCUGGGCCACACCAGCAAGAGAAAGACCCUGUUGUGUUGCAGUAGGUGCAUUCUCAUCUGCCCAGGCCCCACCCCUGCUGCUUCCUUCCUUUCAGGCAGUAGAGGUGCCAAGGCUCAAAAUCUGUCUGGAAACUGUGGCCACUCACUGUGGAACAACAUACGGGCUCAGAGGAGCAGGAGAGGACAACAGUCAUGUCUCCUUCCUCUUAUGUGAGGAAUAUUUUUCAACAGGAGGGCCACGUUCCUCCAUGAGGAUCUUUCUGGAAGAAAAUGGUAUUCUGGUAGUGAGUGGGGCCGGAGGCAAAAGUGGGUAGGGCAAUGGACAGAGGCGCCAAGUUCUGCCCAACAGUGGCGGGGAGGGCGAAGGCCUUCACACGUGUCUGGAGGAGGCUAUGAGGCCUGCCAAGAACCACUGCUGCUGCAGUGAAGCCUGGCAAGGCCCAGCCACUCAAGUUUGGGGAGGCUCAGUCCCAUGCCAGCAUACUUUUUUGGGGGGUGCUUAGGUGUCCCCUGUCAGGAGUUCAGCCUACACUUGAGUAGGACCCUGGUAGAGACACAUGCCCAACUGCCAUGUUCUCUCCCUCCUGGUCAAUCGUUCGGGAGCUUCAAAAGCUUUCUUCAGCCCGAACAUCACAGCAACCAAUGCCAACAGACAUUGGCACACUUAGGGAUCCGCAGAGCCUUUGCAGCUUGCGUAACAGGCCUCAGCAACUCAGCAUUUUGGCUAAUCUACUUUAUUUACAUAUAAACACAGACGGAGCACUGCAACAUGGCUCCCUCUCUCUCUAGCAUCAGACAGCAAAGAGAAAAAGAACAAAGGACAAUAGUCCCACUUCACGGAACACAGUAACUCAGACAUCCUGUCUCUGUCACUUCCCACUCUGUGGAGUCAAAACAUAUACUGUCAUGUGAUAGACAAAAAUCCCAUGACUGCACUCAUGAUGCAGUCAUGAAUUCUAACACCAGUGGCAAUGGAUAGAGGUGGCACCUAUGGCAAUGGAUGUGACACUCACACCCCUCUCUGUCCAGGCAAGCAAGAUGCAUUGUCACAGUUCAAGGAUACAUUCCAGCCAGGCAGAAGUAGUUGAGGAGGACAUGGAGCGGGGCUGGUGAGGUUGGGGUGGCCUAGGGAGAAUCAUCAGGGACAGGUGGAGAGGCAUGGAAGCCCCUUUUUGGCUCCUGGGCUUCAGGUCUUUCUGCAAGAGCAACCGCAGCGCAUUACAUUCCUCUUGCUUUUCCCAUUGUUGUGCAGAUGCAGUUUUCAGCACAGCACAUCUGCUUCCAGUCUUGCGGAAAAGCUGGUUGUCUGGAUGACGAAUGUAGGUAAGGAGAUCUUCCAGCUUUAUGGCAGGAAUUUAUUUAUUUUAUUUAUUUAAAGUAUUUAUAAAUCUGCCCAUCACCUGAAGGUCCGAGGGUGGAAAAAUAUGUACGCUCCAAACCAAAAAUUAAGCACUAAAAAUACAACUUGUGUUUGGUUUUGUGGGCGUUCUGCGUGCAUAUAAAGGCUAGCAACUUCAUUUUUGAAAGCAGAAUCUAGAGGCGUGUCUUUUUUUUCCAGAACAGAAAGCAGUCUGAAAGUUGGGCCGCUGCUUGUGUGUGCACACGUACCACUGUUGUCUCUGGCCAAAGAUGUUUCAUAGGUUUUUAUCAUUUCAAAAGCCUGAAAAGUGUUUACGGCCAGAUGUAACAGUGAGGAAAAAGAAAUACGAAUGUGCACCAUGGGAAGCAGUGUUUCACUUAGAAUACUCUCUUAAAAACCAUUGUUUGUCUUCAUCCUGAAGGAUUCUAAUGCCAUGGACCUGUACCUACUGUGUGUAGGGGGCAGGGAUCACCGGCCUGCUAAGGCUGGUUUGGGGAAGCCACUUCCACCCUAUGGGUUGAUAAUAGAGGGGCUUCAUAGGAACAUUCAGGAAUCUAAAGUGUGUCCAAUCAUUCCUUUGCUGAAGCAAGGCAAGUUGUACUAUUGGCAAAACCUAUUUGGUGUUUCACAACUUUCCGACUAGUUGCAGGACCUUAGCCAGACGUAGCAGAGUAAAUGCAGAAUUCACGAAAGCAAUUGGCAGCUUGGCUGCAGACAGGAUGGACGAAGCAGGAACCAGGAACUUGUAGUUAGGUGUUUAUUACAUACAGUGUACUAUUUACAGGAACAGAACAGAACACGGAUCUUUGACUAACUCUCUCAUACACGACUCACAACUCUCAACCUCCAACUCCUACACUGACACUCGUACCAGUUAGUAGGCCAUUAAUCAUUAUUCCCGUGAGAGAGGUGACCAAUCAUGGAGCUGUCUCCAUGCCUCUGUAUCACCAGGCAGACUUACUCUUCCACAUUGCCUUGGCUGUCUGCCAAACCCUAAUUGACUCUGUGUGAGUAGCUGCACGUAUUCAGAUUCCCAACAUGUACUCCCUCCUGCCCAUCAGCUUCUCAAGGAGGUAUAACUGGUUCGCGGUCCAUGGAAACUGCUUCUCCCUCUCAGCACAACUCUUGAUCCUUCCCAAACCCUAUUGUUUGAAAGCUGUUUCAGAGACUUAAGGAACAGUAUGUGCCGCUUGCAAAGCACUUUCCAACAGCUCCCCAUGUUGCAUUUUGAAGUCCUUACAAUUGGGACUUUGAAGCAUAGUAUCACCUGAUUCUCUGAUGUCAGGUGAUUGAAACCUGUCAUAUUUGAUUCACCGGGGCCAAGGGAGAUUAAGAUCUGGCUUGCUAACCAGAAAAGGUUUCCCCACCCCUGUCCUACAGGGUAUGUUUGCAUCUCUGCUUUUGUGCCUACAGGCAUUAAUGUGUAUAUAUAUUCAGGGACCCGGGUGGCGCUGUGGGUUAAACCACAGAGCCUAGGACUUGCUGAUCAGAAGGUCGGUGGUUCAAAUCCCCGUGACGGGGUGAGCUCCCGUUGCUCGGUCCCAGCUCCUGCCAACCUAGCAGUUCGAAAGCACGUCAAAGUGCAAGUAGAUAAAUAGGAACCGCUCCGGCGGGAAGGUAAACGGCAUUUCCGUGCGCUGCUCUGGUUCGUCAGAAGCGGCUUAGUCAUGCUGGCCACAUGUCCGGGAAGCUGUCUGCGGACAAACGCCGGCUCCCUCGGCCCAUAGAGCGAGAUGAGCGCCGCAACCCCAGAGUCGGUCACGACUGGACCUAAUGGUCAGGGGUACCUUUACCUUUACCUUUAUAUUCAGGGAAGUUUUUAAUGUGUGACAUUUUAGUGUAUUUUUGAUCUCUGUGGAAGCCGCCCAGAGUGGCUGGGGAAACCCAGCCAGAUGGGCGGGGUACAAAUAAUAAAUUAUUAUUAUUAUUAUUAUUAUUAUUAUUAUUAUUAGGACUUAAGAUGGGUUCGUAGAAAUUAGCAUGAAAAAUAACCCCAAGGUUUGUUUUCUUUAUAAUAUUAGGAUUCACCUUAAGAGAUCUGGAGUCUUUGCCAUUUGGAGUUGCUCUUCCUAUCAGAGAUGCAAUAUAUCACUGCCGGCAGCAGCCUGCCUCUGACUGGCCAGAAGCAGUCUGUCUUCUGAUUGGCCGUCAGGAUCUUUCCAAACAGGCGUGCGAGGGAAACUUGCCAAAGUGUAAAGCUGUAAGUACCAUAAUAGAAGUAUCUUCCAGAGAAAAGUUGGGAAGAUUCCUUCAAAUAGUUCCUGAGAUUUAAUGCCUGUGCUUGGCUUUCCAUUUGUUUAAAUUAAAGGGAAAGAGCAUUUCUAGUUUUACCAAUGAUGCCUUUUUAUGGAAAAAGGGGGGAAUUCGAAUGUUUGGGUUUGCAUCUUCCAUGCAUUUGUCUAAUCCCCUUUUAAAGCCUUCCAAGUUGGUCGUCUUCACUAUGUCUUGUGGUAGAAAAUUCCAUAGGUUAACUAUGCUUUGUGUGAUGAAGUGUUUCUAUAUUUAAUCUCCUACCAUUCAUCUUCAUUGGCUGACCCCGGGUUUUAGUAUUUUGAGAAGGAGAGGAAUGCUUUCCUCUGUGAUCUUUCUCUACACUGUGCAUAACCUUAUGUACCUCUGUUACGUUUCUCGCCUCCAGUACUCAUUUUUUCCCUUAAAUAUAUAGCCUCAAACAUUCCAACCUUUCCCCACUGAAAAUACAAUUUCGCUCUCUUUCUCUCCAAAAGUCUGACACCCAGGUGCUCUCCUCCGAACUGCCCUCGACAGCCGAGUCAGAAGAGGAGGACGACGGAAUGAAUGAUAUGAACCAGGAAGUGAUGUCACUAAUAUGGAGCGAAGACCUGAGAGUGCAAGAGGUGCGCAGACUUCUGCAGAGUGCUCACCCUGUCCGUGUCAAUGUAGUUCAGAUGCCAGAAGUCAGUGACCACGAAUAUAUAGAAGAAAAAGAAAACCGGUAAAUUGUUGGCUUUCCUAGAAGCUUGUUUGUCGGAGUGUCAUAUUGUGUCACUGCAGAGAUCCCCACGUGUGCAAGAGUCAGGCUUCCUAGCAGUGAUUCCAGGCACUGGAAGUUCUUAAGGAUGUUGGGAUCAGCAAUGGGAGUGGGCAGUCAGGAAGCUCAGUAGAAAGUUUCCUUACGAAAAUGCUGUGUUCUUUUGCAGGUUUGAGACUGAGGGCACUUUUAGACUGUCACUGUUUUUGAGUGGGAUUCAUAGAAUCAUAGAAUUGUAGAGUUGGAUAGUACCCAAAGGAUUGUCUAGUUCACCCCCCCUUGCAAUGCAGGUCUCACAGGGCAAAUUCAGGUUGCAAAAUUGGUUCUUUGGGAGCUCUGGUGCAACAAACCCACAGAUUGCCAAAGACUGGACUUUCUGCAGUAAGGAAAGUGACAGGGAAAUACACUGUAUAGCAUUUGCCCUGAUGCAACAUCAUCUAACCUACCCACAAACAAAUCGUAAGGAAUAUGCCAAAAAAGGGGGGGGGACGCGGGUGGCGCUGUGGGUUAAACCACAGAGCCUAGGACUUGCCAAUCAGUAGGUCGGCGGUUCGAAUCCCCGCGAUGGGGUGAGCUCCUGUUGCUCGGUCCCUGCUCCUGCCAACCUAGCAUUUCGAAGCACGUGCAAGUAGAAGCUAGCUAAACGGGAAGGUAAACGGCGUUUCCGUGCGCUGCUCUCGUUCGCCAGAAGCGGCUUAGUCAUGCUGGCCACAUGACCCAGAAGCUGUACGCCGGCUCCCUCGGCCAAUAAAGCGGGAUGAGCACCGCAACCCCAGAGUCGGUCACGACUGGACCUAAUGGUCAGGGGUACCUUUACCUUUAACUUAUGCAUUCAAUAGCAAAUGUCAUCUCCCUGCAAACAAAUUGGGAUGGAUCUUCAGUAAACAUUGUUGCCUGGAAGCACCUUUGAUGUCUCUGCUGCUUGACAUGCCAAAUCCCCUGCAGACCUGUCAGUCUGGAAGAGCUCUAGGCACAGGCAAUAGCUGUGGAAGCCUCCCCAGGCAUAAUCAAAACAUAAAGAACACAGCUGAUUUGUUUGGAGGGGCGCUCUCUUGUCUUCUGCCCGAGUUCAGGUGCUUCCAAAAGAGAGGAUGGAAAAAGAAACAGGGUCCAUCUUGAGCCCAAGACCACAGACAAAGAAUCCUAGCCUGAAAGAAAAAAGCAGGGUAGACUAUAUUUAAUAUUUCACUGGAUGACUUAAACUGAUGACUUGCAUAAGAGUGACUGGGCCAUUGCAGACCAACCACCACAGACAAGUCCUUGCAUCACUUCAAACUCUUUGUCCUUUUCAGUAGACUCCAUUCACACAAUCUGCUGCCUGCCAUAAAAUGUUCACAAAUAAAGUAUGGAGAAAUAAAAAUUCAUACGUUCAUCUGUCACCCUGUCCACAGAUUCACAGGUUUCCUAUCUGCUUUGCAUAUUUCUCAUUGGUGGAAUGUUUGAUGCAGUGUUUUUUUUCUCUAAGAACUAAGGGUACAGUGGUACCUCGGGUUACAUACACUUCAGGUUACAUACGCUUCAGGUUACAGACUCUGCUAACCCAGAAAUAGUGCUUCAGGUUAAGAACUUUGCUUCAGGAUGAGAACAGAAAUCGUGCUUCGGCGGCACGGCAGCAGCAGGAGGCCCCAUUAGCUAAAGUGGUGCUUCAGGUUAAGAACAGUUUCAGGUUAAGUACGGACCUCCGGAACGAAUUAAGUACUUAACCGAGGUACCACUGUACUCUCAUUUUCCUACUCAUAUUGAAAUACUGCCCCUCAAUGAGGCCAAACUUAGAUUCACAAAAUGUUUAGGGGUAUGCGUACCUCCAGAAAAAAGCACUAGAUAUAUUCGGAACACCAUGAGAAAUGCUUUCUUUAUUUGUAUUUUAUAUUCCUACAGCUUUUUAUUGCCUGUUUUAAAGUUGAUAGUAACAUAAUUUGUUAACCCGUUGAUAUAAGUGUGUAUCUGUGUGUGUGUGUGUGUGUGUGUGUGUGUGUGUGUGUGUGCUUAAAAAGGAAUAAUAUUGUUGGUUGCAUUCUUUUCUGUGUUUGAUUUUCACCAUAGGCUGCUGCAGUUGUGUCAGCGGACGAUGGCUCUCCCUUUGGGAAGAGGAAUGUUCACUCUGUUCUCGUAUCAUCCAGUUCCAACAGAACCGUUGCCUAUUCCCAAAUUAAACCUGACAGGUGAGUUCCUGCAAUACUUAGCAUGAUAACCCGAUCUACCUGUGGGCUCACACACAGAGAGAGCACUGCCUGCUCUACAAUGCUACCAUUGUAGCACGAAAUCCAUGACACUCCUCUGGAUUAGGGAGUGGGGGAAUCUGAAGGAGGGAAGGAAAUUUAGGGAUAAUUUGAGUCACAACAGGAACAAAAAUUAGUAGCUCUUAUAGCAAGUUUGUUCCUGGAAGGAGGGUUCGUUGGGCUACUAGCUGUGUUGGCUAUGCUCUGCCUCCAUGGCCAUAAGCAGCAAUUGAACCAGGCCACUGUCAUAAUAAUAAAGAAUAAUAAUAAUUUUAUUAUUUAUACUCCGCCCAUCUGGCUGGGUUUCCCCAGCCACUCUGAGAGGCUUACAGCAUAUAUAAAACACAAGUCAGUUUGAUGUUUGCGCAUAACUAUACAGUGGUACCUCGGGUUACAUACGCUUCAGGUUACAUACGCUUCAGGUUACAGACUCUGCUAACCCAGAAAUAUUACCUUGGGUUAAGAACUUUGCUUCAGGAUGAGAACAGAAAUCGUUCUCUGGCGGUGCGGCGGCAGCAGGAGGCCCCAUUAGCUAAAGUGGUGCUUCAGGUUAAGAACAGUUUCAGGUUAAGAACAGACCUCCAGAACGAAUUAAGUUCUUAACUUGAGGUAUCACUGUAGUUUACUGUGACCCCAAAGCAGCUAACUAUGCUUAGCCCUCCCUAGCAGAAAGGGGUUUUCUUCUACGGUUCUGAUUCACAUGCGGUUGGUCGUUCUGCACUCUGUAGGCCGGGCUCCUCCUAGGAAUACCACAGUGGACCUCAACAGUGGGAACAUAGAUGUGCCUCCGAACAUGGCUUGCUGGGCCAACUUCCACAAUGGCGUUGCUGCUGGACUGAAGAUCGCGCCUGCUUCUCAAAUAGAUUCUGCAUGGAUCGUCUACAACAAACCCAAAAAUGCCGAACUAGCCAAUGAAUACGCAGGCUUCCUCAUGGCCCUGGGUUUGAACGGCCACCUCACAAAGCUCGCCACACUCAACAUCCAUGACUACUUGACAAAGGUGAGACGCUUGGCCCAAAGGCAAAGGGAAGACAACGUCACGAUUUUUGUAUUUCUGACUAUAGUCAGGUGGUCAUGCCAAACCAUGGUUUCUGCUAAUCGUAGUUUAGUACCCAGACAUACAGGCAACCACAGUUCAAGCCUGCUUGUCUGCCUUUGUUUUCUGCUUGCCCAGCAGUUCUGCCUCCAGAGGCAGACCAGCAACUGUAACCGUCAUUACUGCAUUGCAGCAAACCAUGGUUUUAUCAACGAUGGCUUCGCACUGGUGAAAAGCUUUUCUCCUUGUGCAAGGCAAGGCAAGGCACUAGAUCUUUGCCAAUUCCUCCCUAACCGCUGCAGUUCCCCACAUCCCUAAAAAAAAAUUAGUCAUGGGGGGCAAGGAAGGGCCCCCUCCAAACAAUAUGUGUUUGUUGUCUGUGUGUGGUGUAUGUUAAAAUAAAUGAAUCCUUUUUUAAAGAAUAUAAUUUUUAUUAAAUUUUCUGUUUUACAAUUUAGAAUAUUCAUUUAUACAACCUUAAAAUAUCAGUGACAUCCCUUCUUCUCUUUCCAUAGUUCAUUUUACAUAGCAUAAAUCCCUGCAUAUUUUAUAUAAACUAAACCAUUCAGUAUUCCAUUAUUACUUCCAUCAAAACUUAUUUACACUGUUGAAUUCAUCUUAAUGCUGCCAGCGUUUUCAAGUGUACACAAUUCCCCCCAUAUAUUCAGAAAACAUUUCCCAAUCUUCUUUAAACCAAUGUUCUUCUUGUUCUCUUGUUCUAUAUGUUAGGUCCGCAAGCUUCGCAUAUUCCAUCAGUUUAAGUUGCCAUUCUUCUUUGGGACCGUGCUCGUUUUCCAUUUUUGGGCUAACGAAACAUGGGCCGCCGUAGUGGCAUACAUAAAUAGCCUUUUUUGACACCUGGGAAUUUCCAUCUGAAUUAUCCCCAGCAAAAAUAACUCUGGGGUUUUUUUGUUUGUUUUUUGGAAAGGUGCUUUUAAACAUUUUUUCCAGUUCAUUAUAAAUUAUUUCCCAAUACUCUUUUACCCUUUUACAGGUGUAUCACAUAUGAAAGAACAUACGUUUGACCUCAUUGCAGCUCCAGCACUUAUCUGAUUAAGAUGUAAAAUAAAAGAAUCCUGAAACAUGGCCUCAGGCUUUUCAGUUUGGGGUGCAGCUCAUGAAUGUGCGUUUGUGCAUUUGUUCCAUUCAAAAAAGUCACCUGAUGGAUGCGUUUGUUUCUCCUGGCAGGGCCACGAAAUGACGAGCAUCGGGCUGCUGCUUGGGGUCUCAGCCGCCAAGCUGGGCACCAUGGACAUGUCCAUCACUCGCCUGCUCAGCAUCCACAUCCCUGCUCUUCUGCCGCCCACUUCCACUGAACUGGAUGUGCCUCACAAUGUACAAGUGGCAGCCGUGAUAGGGAUUGGCUUGGUCUACCAAGGCACGGCUCACAGGCACACGGCCGAGGUUCUGCUGUCGGAAAUAGGUAAAGCUCCAGAGAGGAAAUCUCUUGGGGUGGCAUCCGGGUCACAAAUGUUUUGUGCAAGUAGCCAACACAGGUGCCCUCCAGAUGUUACUGGACUUGCAUCCACAUCCCUGACCACUGGCCAUGCUGGCUAAAGCUAAGUUGUAGUCCACAACAUCUGGAGCGAGCGCUGUGUGGGCUUCCCUUUGCAAAUGAUUUCAUGGAGACCUCCUUGCAGUUGUGCGAAUUGGUAGAUUUUAUUUUUGCUGCCACAGGCUAAAACCUUUAAGGAAGCUGUCCAAAUUGGCCCCUGAUUUGUUCCUGAUACAGUGGUACCUUGGGUUACAUACAUUUCUUACAUACGCUUCAGGUUACAGACUCCACUAACCCAGAAAUAGUACCUUGGGUUAAGAACUUUGCUUCGGGAUAAGAACAGAAAUUGUGUGGUGGUGGCACAGCGGUGGCAGGAGGCUCCAUUAGCUAAAGUGGUGCUUCAGGUUAAGAACAGUUUCAGGUUAAGAACGGACCUCUGGAACGGAUUAAGUACUUAACCCAAGGUACCACUGUAAUAUGAUAUUGAGCAAAAUACGGUGAUCUAAGCUUUUCAGUGCUAAAAUUUAAUAUUUAACUGAGUAAAAAUCAACUAUUUUCUUUCUUUCUUUCUUUCUUUCUUUCUUUCUUUCUUUCUUUCUUUCUAGUUUUGACUUACUCUUGUUGUUGUUUUAAAUUUAAGGGCGCCCCCCAGGCCCUGAAAUGGAGUAUUGCACCGACAGAGAGUCCUAUUCGCUAGCUGCUGGCUUAGCUUUGGGCAUGGUUUGCCUCGGGGUAAGUGUAGCUCUCUCUUUUGGGGAAUGUGUGAGUGAGAGAGAGAGAGAUGCUGGACUGUUUGCUAGAUUUUCAUCUGAAUGCAGCACCUGUUUGUUUGCUGAGCAUGCUUCAGGCACCUUGGGCUGCAAACAAGUUUGUAGAACAGGAUAGGGCUCGGCCCAGUAUACCUGAAGGAGCGUCUCCACCCCCAUCGUUCUGCCCGGAUACUGAGGUCAGUGCCGAGGGCCUUCUGGCGGUUCCCUCACUGCGAGAAGCUAAGCUACAGGGAACCAGGCAGAGGGCCUUCUCGGUAGUGGCACCCACCCUGUGGAACGCCCUCCCACCAGAUGUCAAAGAGAUAAACAACUACCUGACAUUCAGAAAACAUCUGAAGGCAGCCCUGUUCAGGGAAGUUUUUAAUGUGUGACAUUUUAAUGUAUUUUUAAUCUUUGUUGGAAGCCGCCCAGAGUGGCUGGGGAAACCCAGCCAGAUGGGCGGGGUACAAAUACAUCAUCAUCAUCAUUAUUGUUGUUGUUGUUGUUGUUGUUGUUUAACCCUUUGCUCUCCAUUCCUCUUGCAGCACGGCAGCAACUUGAUAGGCAUGUCGGACCUCAACGUUCCUGAGCAGCUUUACCAGUAUAUGGUUGGCGGUCACCGGCGGUUUCAAGCUGGAAUGCACCGUGAAAAGCACAAGUCUCCAAGCUACCAGAUUAAGGUGCACACUUCAGUUUUCUUAAACCAUUCCUUAUUCUGAGUUGGACCGUUGGUCCAUCUAGCUCCCUGUUUUCUUCCCUGGCUGGCAGCAUCUUCCCAAGGUUUCAGGCAGGGGGUCUUUCUCAGCCCUACUUGAAGAUGCCAGGGGCUGAUGCUCUGAAACUGAGCUCUGCCCUUUGAGUACUGCAAGGAUCCUGCAGCUUCUCCCCUUCAUCCUUUUAUAAGGAAUAGGUUGGUUCAUUUCUUCGCACCUUUUUUCAAGGGACCUCAGAGCACCAUCAGUGGAGUUCCAAGACAGUUUCCCAUCUCAGUUACUCUUUAGGCUCAGCCCUACUUUUCUUGGGGGGCAGGAGUCCAUUAGACCACCUUCAGAGGUUUCCCUUGGCCCACCUCCCGCACAAAGCAAAUCGCUUUGAGAUAUUUUACGGGAAACCAUUAGUAAGUUGAACGAAAUAAGUAAAUAAAUAUAAAAGCGGCGUGUGACAUCGUUCUCUAGCAUUCAGGCUGAUUUAUCUCCCUGCUUUUAUUCUUUACAGGAAGGAGACACCAUAAAUGUGGACGUGACAUGCCCAGGCGCGACUCUGGCGCUAGCAAUGAUCUACCUAAAGACUAACAACAGGUAUUGGGUUUGGAAUCGUGCUUUAUGUGUAAGAGACGUAACCUUUUAGAAUCACAGGACUUCAUGCUUAAGGGUACUUGCAACUCAUCACAAUGCAGGCAGCCCCCAGAAUGUGGUGGAGGGACACUCAAUAAAUGCAAGGAAGCUUUGCAGUUCGGUCUGAGCAUUUGGAAUUGUGCCUCUGCAACUUACUGAAAUGUGUGAGGAUUGUAGCAGGAGGGUGGCAGAGCCGAAAGAUUAGAGAGGAAGUUAGAAAAGCAGCAAGCAAACUCAGCCAUUCAAGAUGUGCUCUACUGAAGCAUGUCUUCAUGCUUCCCUAAGCAAGCUAUUGUAAUUCAGAACUCUUUCAUUGUAUUUUUUUACUUACAUUUUGCUAGGUCCAUUGCUGACUGGCUUCGAGCUCCGGAUACCAUGUAUUUGUUGGACUUCGUGAAACCAGAAUUUCUAUUAUUAAGGGUAUGUUCAUAUUUUAGGGUUGUUGGUUUGGUUUUUUGCUCUUCUGCAAUGCCCUUUGCUCAGAACGGAAUUUCCUUAUUUAUUGAGGGUUUUUUAAAGAAGGUUUAUAUGCCACUGAAUCAGCAAAAGCGUCUAAGUAGUUUACCUUUUAUUGGGUUUACUUUAUGCAAAUCACUUAAAAUAAAUUGUAUGAAUUACUUUUGCAUGUUUCAGUCUGGACACAUGCUGGUUGCCGUUCCUGCUUAGGCCAUUCAUCUUUUUAAGUAAACACACACACACACACACACACACACACACGAACGACAGUUCUCUCCAUCCUGUCCCAGUUUUAGAGUCACUUUGCAUAUGAGAAAGUUUGUACAUGCAAGGCCAAAUGUGGCCAGCAGAAGUGCCAUAUUCAGCAAAGCCAAAACACCUGUGUGCUCAUCAGUUGGCAAUGUAAGCUUGAGUUGCACUUGAAUCUGUCUGCUAAAUUGCUUGUUGUGUAAAAAAAAAAUAUUCUUGGGCGAUUUUCAGCAGCAAAAAAGGAAGCCCAGAAGUGCAACCCAGAAAGUUAAACAAGAUGCUCUUGUUCAAAUUACAGUGGUACCUCAGGUUAAGAACUUAAUUCGUUCUGGAGGUCCGUUCUUAACCUGAAAUUGUUCUUAACCUGAAGCACCACUUUAGCUAAUGGGGCCUCCUGCUGCCGCUGUGACGCCACCGUGCAAUUUCUGUUCUCAUCCUGAAGCAAAGUUCUUAACCCAAGGUACUAUUUCUGGGUUAUCGGAGUCUGUAACCUGAAGCAUAUGUAACCCGAGGUACCACUGUAUUAGGCUUUGAGUCAAAUGCUACUUUUGCAGUUGAUCUGGUCCCAUUGGCUCAUGGCAUUGCUUGUUUGUUUAUUGCAUUUUUAUCCCACCUUUUCUCCAAAGAGCUCAAGGUGGCAUAUGUGGUUCUCUUCCUGCCCGUUUUAUCCUCACAGCAACCCUGUGAGGUAGGUUAGGCUGUGAGACCGUGGCUGGCCCAAGCUCACCUAGUGAGCUUCAUGGCCGUGCAGGGAUUUGAACCCCGAUCUAACACUCUAGCCACAGACUAUGAAAGCCAGUAUUUGGCUGUGUAAUGGUGCACAAAUCGUUCAAACCGAGUUCACAAAAUAGAAUGCUUGCGUAGAUGAUCGCACCAUGCUGAGAAAGAGGGUUUGCGUUUUCUCCGACAGUCUUAAGAAUUGCAGGGUACUUUUGGGUUCUGAGCUUGAAACAGAAGUGCCUAUAACUUCCUGAUCAAUUCAGAUUGAUUGCUUAGGAAUUCUUACACGAUUGCUGUUUCUGAGCUCAUCACAACUUGCUUUCCUUUACCCUGUUCUGAUCCUCUUCUUUGUUUGCAGACGCUUGCUCGGUGCUUGAUUUUGUGGGAUGACAUUCUGCCCAGUUCUAAGUGGAUUGACAGCAACGUGCCACAAGUAAGUAGCACUCCUCCAACUAAACCGUUACACGAAGCCAGCAGUUCAGGGAAUUUCUACCCUCGGGGAACCCUGUACACAUCAACAGGUCUGGAUGAGGGUGCCUUGUUCAUCUGCUUCAUGGCACCUGUUUCAGAGGACCAUGAGUUUUUCUAGUGCACCCAGUGGCCGAGUUUUCACCAUAAUGCUUCUGUCUUAAUAAACCAGGAUAUACACAAGUUGCCUGCAGGUAUCUACAGUUCCUUUGCAACCACUUCGCUCUGCCCAGUGAACAAGUAGCUGAGCUUGGCUUUAAAAGAGGAUUCGACAGAUCCAUGGAGGAUAAGACUAUCAAUGCCUACUAGCUGCAAAUGGCUAUGCCCUGUCUCCACAGUCAGGCAGAAAUGCUUCUGAAUACCCAAUGCUGGAAACCACAGGAGGGUCCUCUUGUGGGUUUCAUAGGCAUCGGCCACUGCAAAAAUAGGAUUCCAAACUGGAUGGCCUGGUCCAAUAGGCUCUUCCUAUGUUCUUAAACCAGGAUUCAGCUGAUAAUUUCACCUUUUCUGCUCCUUGCUAAAGAGUAAUAAACUAAAGAAAAGGCAUUUGAUGCUUCCGGUAGGCAGACCUGCAAAACUGCCCGAGUUUUCUGGUUUCCUCCAUUUUUCCCUUACAGCAGUAAAGGGUUCUACACUUUGUGGCUAGAGGCAUGCAUGCUGUCGACAUGUUAUUUCACAUAAACAAGACAAACCACACAUUCUAAGCAUGCUGACUUGAGAACAAGCUCCAUUCAUGGAAGUCAAUUCCAGCUAACCACAUGUAGAAGUGAGCUGUAACUUGUAACUCUAUAAAAGAAGACGUGCAAUACUUACAGAUUGUAUGUUUAAUGGAAGAAUAGGUUACCGGAGUCCUCUUGUUAUCAGGCAUCCAAAAUUAAAAUCCCGCAGCUGGGCUCUGAUUUUAAAAAGUAAAGUAUAUCCACGAAGCUACAGAAACCUUUGCACAAACGGCAAUGACUCUAUGCAUCCGCUGGCUUGUUUUUAACAGAUUGUGAGGGAGAACAGCGUAUCCCUUCAUGCGACUGAAAUGCCUUCUUCCGAAGACCUGAAUUUGGAGACUCUGGCGUAAGUAAUCAAGUGGGACCGAUUCCUAGUUCCUGUAGUCCUUGGGCAGGUAUAGCAAAGGACGAACUCAGGAGCCCUAGACGUAUUACGUCAGUGGGUGCGGGAAGUUCUGUAGCAUGGCAGCUCCUUGUGCUGUGGGGGGUAUUAUUGGGUUAUUGUUUUUAUUUUUAUUUUAUAUAUUGUGAUCUUUUUUGUGAACUGCCCUGAGACCUCCAGGUAUAGGGCAGUAUAUAAAUUCAAUAAAUAAAUAAAAAAUAUAUGGAGUCAGACCCCUUGAUCCAGUUGAGCCAGAGAAGCCGCGGGUCUUGUACAGCUGGCAUGCAGGGAAACAUCUUCCCUGCGUGUCUGCCGAGCUGCUCAGCCAAGUCCUGCUCCCCUCUGGGGAAGGUCUCCUCAUGAGCCGGAGGUGCAGCAGGGCUUUGCUGACGUGUGGGAAAGCGCAACAGCCCUGCUGCUUUCCUAUGAGUGCAGGAAUUGAACACGCAUAGAGGCCUGUACACUGGAUGCUCGGGUUGCGAACAUGAUCCAUGCGGGAUGCACGUUUGCAACUGGUAGCGGUGCUCCUGCCGCACAUGCGGGUUGCAAUUCGGCGCUUCUGUGCAUGCGCAACUGCCCAAACCCAGAAAUAACCCCUUUCCGGUACUUCCGGGUUUCAGUGGUCCGUAACCCAAAAAAACGCAACCUGAAGCGUCUGUAACCCGAGGUAUGACUGUACUGCAAAUGUAUUGCAAUCACGCACCCUUAGAGAUGACCAUGUGCAGGCAUCUCCUCCUGCUUCUUGAGCUUUUGGAAGUUAAUAGAAAUGCGCUGAAUAAGUGGCUUUGCCAGACUUCCGUUUUCCUUCCAUCCAUCUAGUCCCAAAGCCCCAGGGUUUGGUUACAUUUUUGCACUGUAUUAGCAAUAUGAGAACAACCUCUUGAAAAUAUAUAAACCAGGUUGUAUCAAGAUUACUUUCCCAACCCAGGCCUCUUUCCUGCAGGAUCAUCCCACAACACCUCUGUAACAUUUAAAGAUCCACAACCACAUGGGCACGGCCAAUUGCUUGGAGCAAUGUAAGCCCUGAUUUAUUGUUUUGAAGCUCCACGUGCUUGACCACUCCCGUGUGGUUUUGGACCCCUGAACAUUACAGCUGAGUCUGUGGGCAUGCAACCAAGGAAACAGGGGCAAUUGGCAGGCCCCCAGCUGGCUCCGGCAAUCUCCAGUCCUUGAUGCAUCAUCUGUGACCUGAGCUUCAGAAGCUAGGGCACGCUACUCAGCAGAGUAAACGCUGCGCAACAAAAGUGGCAGGAGAAAUUGUGUGAGCAUAUUUACAAGCAGUUUAUUCAGCAUACAGCAGGACAAAAGAAAACACGUCUGCUCUCCUUUGUGUCCAAAAGCAAGCAGCAAAAGCAAAAGCUAUAUACAAACGGAAAUUCCCAGCAAGCUGUGCUGGAGUGUAAACAGACAUGUGACAUACAACAAUUCCACACGUCUGUUCUUAAGGUGGAACGGAAUAUCCCAACUGAGUCAUGGGAUAAAUUCACGGAAAAGUGUGUGUAGCAACAACAUCCUGAAUGAAGCAAAGGCUAUUUGCAAGUCUUCCUAUGACAGGUUAGUUCACCCCACCAGUGCUUUUUAGGAGAAUUCAGCUUUCCUGUUGCAGAAGUAGCUCAAUUGCAUGAUAUAUUUUUUUAACCAGAGAGGAAGUGGAAGCCAGUGUAAUUUGAUAUAAUCUUUUAACUGUAUAUGAAGACACACCUCCUGCCAAACAUUUCUUUUUAGGCAGGCUCAUGUCUACAUCAUCGCUGGGGCCUGUUUGUCUUUGGGUUUUCGAUUUGCCGGUUCAGAAAACCUAGCUGCCUUUAAUUGCUUGGUAAGUGCAUCAGUAGCUGGACAGGAUUUGUUAUCAUAGACUUGCAGGGAUGAGUCGUGGGUUCAAGCCCCAUGUUGGGCAAAAGAUUCAUUCAUUGCAGGGGGUUGGACUAGAUAACCAUUGUCGCCCCUUCCCUGCUCUAUGAUUCUAUAGUGUAACGUAAUCUCAGGGAAAUAUGCAAGUCCAGGGCACUUAAUUUAUGCCUCCCCAAAGCCCCACUUUCCCUCUGUUCUGUGUCUGUGAAUUUCAAGGCCAAGUUGUGACUGCAGGGUCCCUGUGAAAGCUUGAUAUUGAUGCAUGCUAAACCAGGAGUAGGAAACCUGUGACUCUCCAGAUGUUUUUGGACAAUGACUUCCAGCAUCCCUGAUCAAUAAGCUCCCUGCUGAACAGAGCUAGAGGCAAUUGGAGUCCAACAGCUUCUAGGGCGGGGACACAGGUUCCCCACCCCUAUCCUAAAAGAAGAAAAGGGUUGGGGAAUGAUGUUUCUGUCAGGAGCUCUGCCUACACUCAAGUAGGACCCUGGCAGAGAUAUAUGCCCGACUGGCAUGUUCCCUCCCUCCUGGUCAAUCGUUCGGGAGUUCAAAAGCUUUCUUCUGCCCAAACAUCACAGCGACUGAUGCCAACAGACACCAGCACACUUAGGGAUCCGCAGAGUCUUCGCAGUUUGCGUAUCAGACGUCAGCAACUCAGCAUUUUGGCUAAUCUACUUUAUUUACCUAUAAACACACACGGAGCACUGCAAUAUGGCUCCCUCUCUCUCUAGCAUCAGACAGCAAAGAGAAAAAAUGAACAAAGGACAGUAGUCCCACUUCAUGGAACACAGUAACACAAACAUCCUGUCUCCGUCACUUCCCACUCUGUGGAGUCAAAACAUAUACCGUCAUCUGAUAGACAACAAUCCCAUGACUGCAAUCAUGGAGCAGGAAUUCUAACAGUUUCUUCCAACUCUUCCAUACUACGUUGCUUGAGCCAUGUGGAUGGUUUUACCAUAAUGAUGAAUGACAUUUCAGCAUCUCAUGCCUGGGACAACUAGCUCAUGCCUGCUUUCUGCUGGCAGUGCACAGAUCCACAAAGGGCCAGCAGCAGCAGCUGCAGCAGCAGCAAACUUAAAAUAACCUGCAGUCUUGUUACUGCAAUAAUAUAAUGUUCAGAACAUUAUAGGGUGCCUGUUUGAAGAAACACAGUUUUAACGUGUUUUCUGGGAGGUUGCAAAGGGAGGCUGCAGUGUGUGUGUGUGUGUGUGUGGUUUGAUGAAACUGGGGCAAAAACUGAGGAAGCCCAGCUUCUUACCUCUGGAUUAUAGGUUUAGAAGUGUUUGCUUCAGGGCCAGGUGACUUUCAGGUCUCUUCUGAUUCUGAUCUUACGAAAGAAUAAUGAACGAUGCAUAUUUAUGGGCGAGACUUUAGCAGGGUGGACGAGUGAGUGGUUUGCAUGUCUUGAGAGUCCAGGUUCACUCCCUGCCCCACGGUUGUUUCUUGCGCUUUCCUGACAUGUGCCAAUUUUGAAUUCCUCCGUCUAGUACACAUUUGCAAAAGAUUUCAUGAAGUGUUUGUCCUCGGCUACGGCUUCCAUAGUAAGUUUCUCCAGAUUCACUAUCGUUCAUAGUAAAAUCAAAAAUUUUAUAAUGCUGUUUUGGUUUAAUUUUUGGGGGAGGGGGAGAGGGAUCAUUGGACCAUUACCCUGACCCCACACAUCCUCAAAUACUUCAGUAACCUACCCUUCUGCUAGCUAAACACAGAGUUUGAGAAGAGAAAUGGGUACUUGUUCCGAGUUUGCUCCACAGCUUGCUUUAUUUAUUUAUUGCCUACUCUUGACCCUUAAGGUCCCAGAGCAAAUAACAACAUUAAAACACAAUAUUAAAACCAUUUUUAACAACUUCCAGUCAUAAAAACAAGGGGAGUCUUAAAAAAUAAACACCUCAAGUGCCAAAAGCCAGAGCAAAGAGGUGCGUCUUGUUUCAUUUUGUAGAAUCUGUAUAAUGAAGGUACCAGGUGCAUCUCUGUGGGGAGGGAGUUCUGUAACUUAGGGGCUCCCAUAGAGAAGUCCUUUUUGCAAGCUUCUGCCCCCACCCCAAGCGUCUGAGGACAAAGGGCCCCUCUCCCAAUGUCAGUGCCCAAGAGGGUCUGUAGGGAAGGAUGUGGCGUUUCCGAUAUUUGGGGCCUGCGUCGUUUACGGUUCUGUGUGGAUUGCCAAAGGAGGGAUCUCAAAUAACCCCUGCUUUAGAAUAGAUGCACUGGUUUCCGGUUCAUUCGCAGGCCCCAUUCAAGGUCCUCAAGUUUAGAUGAAGGAGCAGCCUCUCCCCUAUGAGGAAUGGUUACAACAGACACCUUAAUGGUUGUCCUUAUUUUAAAACCCAGACACACACACACUUAGCUAGGAGUAAGUCCCAUUGAACUCAGGGAGUAGCCAUGCGUAGGAUUGUGGGAGGGAAGUUACUGGUUUGCUUUUGCUUUUAUUGUGUACAGUGGUAUCUCGGGUUAAGUACUGGAGGUCCGUUCUUAACCUGAAACUGUGCUUAACCUGGAGCACCACUUUAGCUAAUGGGGCCUCCCAGUGCCGCUGUGCCGCCGGAGCAUGAUUUCUGUUCUCAUCCUGAAGCAAAGUUCUUAACCUGAGGUAAUAUUUCUGGGUUAGCGGAGUCUGUAACCUGAAGCGUAUGUAACCUGAAGCGUAUGUAACCCGAGGUACCACUGUAUUUUGCAUUCUCAUUCUGUAUUUUUAUGCUGUGGAGUUGCCCUGUGGUCUUCAGAUGAAGGGUGGAAUAAUAAUAAUAAUAAUAAUAAUUUCUGAAUAAGACCUUCCUUCUUCCUGAGCCUGGGAUUGUGUUGCUUGCCUGCUUAGGAGAUACAAGUGGAACUGACCACUUGCCUCCUCUGUGUCCAUAUUUAAGGCAGGCCACUACAACCUGGAGACUUGCCUGAGUGUAGUGCUGAUGUCACUUGCGAUGGUGAUGGCAGGAUCGGGAAACCUGAAGGUCCUCCAGCUCUGCCGCUUCAUGCACAAGAAGACUGGUGGGGAGAUGAACUACGGGUUCCACAUGGCACAUCAUAUGGCUCUCGGGCUCCUCUUUUUGGGAGGGGGAAGGUAAUAACGUUAUUUCAAAGGGAAGCCUUUCCCCCGCAAAGCGAAUAUUCAUAUGAACACCCCAGUAUCUCCCUGCGUAUUCGUUACGUCCACAAUCCUUUUUUUUUCCUUCCAAAGGAGAUAUUGUUGUGUUAUUAUUAAUAUUUAUUAUGAAAAUUUGUAUACCACUUAAUUGCAGUAUUGAGGUAGCCUUUGGCCUUUUUUAUUAAAAAAAGAAGAACCACCAGCAAUUAAAGAGUUAAAAGCACAAAAGAGUUAAAAGCACAGGAAGGUGUCUGGUAAAUAUUUGAGGGGCUGAGCAGUAGCGCUGUGCAUCUGGUCUGGACAAAUCCUGGACCCUGGACUCAUUUGGCGGAUCUGGAAUUUGUCCUGUUCAUGCUGAGGCAACCCCAGGUCAGGUCCACCUGGAGCAAUUUGCGUCUAUCAAAAGCGGUGGUGGGGUUUGUAAGCCAGCAAAGAAGAGGGGUGGGGGAAGGAGAUGAUGCAGGUAGGACUCACUACUGGCAGGUCUCCUUCUCCCGCCCCCCGGCCACUGACUGCAUGCUUAAUUUUGGUUUAGAAGCUUAAUUAAGCAUUAGGAGUCUGCAGCACCUCUGUUUAGAUUUGGGGGCUGAAUUGGUCUGGGGCCCGAUUUGGAUCAUUGCAUUGGGCCCUGAACUAAAUUAGGGCUGCCUUGCACAGCCCUACAGCGCAGACAUUUAUUGUUAGAAAUGAAUAUCUUUGAUGACCUGCACUUAAUUUCUGCUUUGCAGGGAUAAGCACCAAUUCCAUGCUCUUUUAUUGCAUAUAUAUAUAUAUAUAUAUACACACACACACACACACACACACGGUAAAGGGGCCCCUGACCAUUAGGCAACUCUGGGGUUGCGGCGCUCAUCUCGUUUUAUUGGCCGAGGGAGCCGGCGUACAGCUUCCAGGUCAUGUGGCCAGCAUGACUAAGCUGUUUCUGGCGAACCAGAGCAGCGCACGGAAACGCCGUUUACCUUCCCGCCGGAGCGGUAGCUAUUUAUCUACUUGCACUUUGAUGUGCUUUCGAACUGCUAGGUUGGCAGGAGCAGGGACUGAGCAACAGGAUCUCACCCCGUCGUGGGGAUUUGAACCGCCGACCUUCUGAUCGGCAAGUCCUAGGCUCUGUGGUUUAACCCACAGCGCCACCCCCAUAUAUGUAUAUGUAUACAUAUAUAUAUAUAUAUAUAUAUAUACACACACACACACACACACACACACACAGACACACACACACACACACACACACACACACACACACAGUGGUACCUCUGGUUGAGAACAGGAUCCGUUCUGGAUGCCCGUUCGCAACCUGAAAAGAACGCAACCUGUGUCUGCGCAUAUGCGGGUUGCGAUUCGCCGCUUCUGCGCACACGCGGGACGUCAUUUUGCGCGAGUGGUGAAACCCGGAAGUAACCCUUUCCGGUACUUCUGGGUCGCCAUGGGAUGCAACCUGAAAAUGCACAACCUGAAGCAAAUGUAACAUGAGGUAUAACUGUAUAUAUUCUUUAUUUUGCAGGUACUCACUUAGCACUUCAAAUUCUUCCAUUGCUGCCCUGCUUUGUGCCGUGUACCCUCACUUCCCAGUUCACAGUACAGAUAACAGGUAAGGCUUAACCAGCAGAUUUGGUUAAAACAAAGAUCCUAGGCAAGCCCAGUUGGACCCAGCAACAGAUAAUGCGUUCUGCACCUUGGGAGGCCUGUUGAAAGCAGUUAGAUUCAGGACGGAGCCUUAAAAUAACCUUCCUGCAGUAAUUGCACUCUUUGUAUGCACAGGUAUCACCUCCAGGCCUUGCGGCAUCUGUAUGUUCUGGCAGCAGAGCCCAGGCUCCUUGUCCCUGUGGACGUGGAUACAGAUACGCCUUGCUACUCACUGCUGGAGGUUACCUACAAGGUAGACUUGAUUCUGUGGGGUGAAGGGAACUUACCUGAAAGGUUGGGGGCAGAAUGUACACAGUCCCUCUGAGCCAGCAUGGUUGUCAUGUGCUUUCUUCAGUGAUACAGGUUGACUAAAGUGUGUGGUUUAUUUUGUAUUUCUACCCCCCACCCACCCACCAAAGGGAACUCAGUGGUAUGAGGAAACAACCGAGGAACUGAUGGCACCCACUCUUCUUCCUGAACUCCACCUACUGAAGCAGGUAUAUGACAGAGCUUGCUUUAUGGCAGCCUUCUUCGGCUGGGUCCUCUCCUGCUGUUUUGGUCUACAAUUCCCAUCAGCCCCAACAAGCACAGCUGGGGGUGGGGGUAGAAGCAGCCAUAGUGUAAUUCCAAGAUGCAGUGGAUGGAAAUAGUAUUCAGUGGUACCUCUGGUUAAGAACUUAAUUCGUUCCGGAGGUCCAUUCUUAACCUGAAACUGUUGUUAACCUGAAGCACCACUUUAGCUAAUGGGGCCUCCCGCUGCCGCCGCGCCAUCACUGUGCAAUUUCUGUUCUCAUCCUGAAGCAAAGUUCUUAACCUGAGGUACUAUUUCUGGGUUAGCGUAGACUGUAACCUGAAGCGUCUGUUACCCGAGGUACCACUGUAGUCCCUUGGCAUGCCACCUUACAACAUCAUAGGCUUGAUAUUUAUUAUAGAAAGUAGGGUGCGAUACCAUGAGAAUUAGUGGAGACAGGGCUUGGGGUUAGGUUACACCAGUGUGGUGUAGUGGUUAAGAGCGGUAGUCUCGUAAUCUGGGGAACCGGGUUCACAUCUCUGCUCCUCCACAUGCAGCUGCUGGGUGACCUUGAGCUAGUCACACUUCUCUGAAGUCUCUCAGCCUCACUCACCUCACAGAGUGUUUGUUGUGGGGGAGGAAGGGAAAGGAGAAUGUUAGCCGCUUUGAGACUCCUUAAAGGGAGUGAACCUGGGACGCGGGUGGCGCUGUGGGUAAAACCUCAGUGCCUAGGACUUGCCGAUCGUAUGGUCGGCGGUUCGAAUCUCCGCGGCAGGGUGAGCUCCCGUCUUUCGGUCCCAGCUCCUGCCCACCUAGCAGUUCGAAAGUACCCCUAAGUUCAAGUAGACAAAUAGGUACCGCUUCUAGCGGGAAGCUAAACGGCGUUUCCGUGUGCUGCGCUGGUGCUGGCUCGCAAGAGCAGCUUCGUCACGCUGGCCAUGUGACCCGGAAGUGUCUCCGGACAGCGCUGGCCCCCAGCCUCUUAAGUGAGAUGGGCGCACAACCCCAGAGUCGGACAUGACUGGCCUGUACGGGCAGGGGUACCUUUACCUUUUACCUUUAAAGGGAGUGAAAGGCGGGAUAUCAAAUCCAAACUCUUCUCCUUCUUCUUCUUCUCUGCUUUUAAACUUGGUUUGCAAAAAAUCCCCACUAUUCUGCACCUGCAGCCCUGCUCUGGAUUUCCGGUUAAGGAAUGGAAAGAUCAUUGGUGGGAUGUCAUCUCAGGUGCAUCUUUUGUGACUUACGGAGUACGGCUCCUAGAGGUCUAAUAAACCGGCCUUUCUCAACCUGUGGGUCCCCAGAUGUUGUUGGACUACAACUCCCAUCAUCCCUAGCUAGCAAGACCAGAGCUCAGGGAUGAUGGGAGUUGUAGUCCAACAACAUCUGGGGACCCACAGGUUGAGAACCACUGUAAUAAACCAUGCAUGUUGUGGGUCUUGGAAGGGAGGACAUUAGAAGUCCCUGGAUGUGAGUGACACUGCCCACGGUGUUUUGAUCCUAUCCAAUAUGUAUAAUUCCCUGUGUAACUGAUUUUUAUUUUAUGUUUCCAGAUCAGAGUGAAAGGCCCCCGAUACUGGGAACUGCUGAUUGAUUUAAGUAGAGGCACACACCAUUUAAAGUAAGUAGUCCUGGUGAAGCUUUUGCAAUAAUAGUAUAUCAGCCCACAAUUACGGUUGCACUGCAGACACACCAGAGUCCAAAUUUAAGCUGCUGUUGCAAUUGUUGGAAAAUCUAUUUGUUUGUAGGAGUUGUCCAGUGGCUGGUGUUAAGCAGAUAUGCAGCUUUUAACUGGUGUGUGUGUGUGUGUGUGUGUGUGUGUGUGUGUGUCAUCCUUGACCCAGCAAUUUUCUCCUAUGUGUGGAACACCUGUGGAUUUUUCCCAUCUUCUGCAAAGCAGAGAAGACAUUUCCUCCCUUUUGCACGUGAAAUUCACUUGAGAUCCAACUCUGUGCCUGUUAUAAAAUGGAUCCGGUGCAGAUUGCCGGAAGAAAGGUGUUACACAGUGUGAAAAUUGACAGAACAGCAACAGGACUAUCACACACUUCCAUCUGGCUUGCUAAUAUAUCAGCACAGUGAAAACAGGCAAUAAAAUCAAAUGACUAAUAGAAUUGGAAGCAUUUAGGGCAGAUAGCCAACCAAUCCCUCAAAACGGUCUUCCUACUACAAAAAAAGAGAGCAAGAAAUCUGCUCAAAAAAAGAAAUCUAUCUGAGACCUUCAAGGAAAUCCGGGUUUCCCCUUUUUGAAUUUUUUUUUGGGUCACUGAUUAACCUUCAUAGCUCCUUCCCAUUUUGUGACAUUUGAUCCCCGCCAUUUUUUCUUGGCUUUCUCUUUCAUCCUCUGCAUGGCAGUAGGCAUGCAGAUAACCUUAUCCAACAACUCUUAAUGCAUAGCUUAUGGCAGGGGUAGGCAACCUAAGGCCUGGGGGCUGGAUGCGGCCCAAUCACCUUCUCAGUCCUGCCCGCGGACAGUCCGGGGACCAGCGUGUUUUUACAUGAGUAGAAUGUGUGCUUUUAUUUAAAAUGCAUCUCUGGGUUAUUUGGGGGGCAUAGGAAUUCGUUCAUUCCUCCCCCUCCAAUAUAGUCCAGCCCACCACAUGGUCUGAGGGACGGUGGACCGGCCCACGGCUGAAAAAGGUUGCUGACCCCUGGCUUAUGGGUUCAUGAUGCAGCCACCUUGCUGAAGCUAAGCAGGUGUGUGUCUGGCCAGUACCUGGAUGGGAGCCCACCUGGCAACGUAAUGAGUUCCAUGUUGGAUAUAAAUGUAUAUCAGGGGAUAAAACUCUGCAGAAUAAAACAACAGUGCUUCGCCUCAGCAUUUGUGGUAGGGAACUGAGUGUGGAAUUUGUAAUGCUUUCAGGUGUUACGUGGUGCAAUGAUAUCUGUCCUCAAGAUAUGUGAAUUAGCAUGGAUAACUUCUUAAUCUGAAACAAAAAAACCCCAAACCUUCUCUUCUUCUUGCAGAUCAAUUCUUUCAAAAGAUGGGGUCCUGUAUGUAAAACUGAGGGCUGGGCAGCUUUCAUACAAAGAGGACCCAAUGGGUUGGCGAAGCCUUUUGGCGCAGACUGUCACUCACCGGAAUGCGGAUGCCCGGGCGUUCAAGGUAGUCCUUAUGGCCACUGUUGAGUGAAAAAAGCUGCAAUGAAUAUAAACUAUAUAACAUGGGUACACAAACUAAGGCCCGGGGGCUGGAUCCGGCCCAAUCGCCUUCUAAAUCCGGCCCGCAGACAGUCCGGGAAUCAGUGUGUUUUUACAUGAGUAGAAUGUGUCCUUUUAUUUAAAAUGCAUCUCUGGGUUAUUUGUGGGGCCUGCCUGGUGUUUUUACAUGAGUAGAAUGUGUGCUUUUAUUUAAAAUGCAUCUUUGGGUUAUUUGUGGGGCUUGGGAAUUCGUUCAUUUCCCCCCCAAAAUAUAGUCUGACCCCCCACAAGGUCUGAGGGACAGUGGACCGGCCCCCUGCUGGAAAAGUUUGCUAACAAGCAAAAAGCGAAAAAACCUGAAUUUUCCGUUGGGUUGUGAGGCCAGUGGUUAUAAGGAAAAGCCAUCUUUGGAAAAUGAACGCAAGCUGUGAGAAGCAGCUGUCAUUCUGGUGCAAAUUUCACCGGGAAGACUCCAAACGUCUCCGCGUUGGCCCCUGCGGCACCUCACGUCAGUGCAAAAUGAGAAACUGACCUGCGUUGGGGAAAGUUUCCGCAGCCUGUCUCAUUCUCCCCCAAAGGGCUGAGAUGAUACCACUUUGUUGGCUCAGCUGUGCUGGUAAGGUAGCAAGAUUUUGAGCUGCAUGAAUCUGUUUUUCAGGUCAGCUUUUUGCUAAGGGGUAGUAUUAUCUCCAUUACAUUUUUUUCCAAGAAGGCUGGACCAUUCAUCUGGGAGGUUGUAGCCUGCAGUGAGGAAGGGUUGUAUGAAUUGCACUUUCCCCAUGAACCGCAAAGAAGGAAACAAUCCUUAAUUUUAAAUGUCACCUUCCUUUUCAGCCAGAAGCUAUUUCUGCUUUUACAUCUGAUCCUGCACUGCUUUCAUUUGCUGACUAUUUCUGCAAACCGGCUGCAAACACGGGGCAAGUAAGUUGUCAGGUGCAAAACCUAGCUUAAAAAAAAUUUAAAAGGCAGGCUUCGGCAGAGGCAACGUGAAACUCCACUCUCAGAGACAGCAUGCCUGUAAAUGCCCAAUUGCUGGGAAUUAUUGUAAGGCUUUGGGAAGACUAGAGUAUCCUGGUUUCGCACAGGAGGAAUUUAAAAAUAAAAGAACGUAUGUGUGGGAUGAUUCGCAUUCUAGUUGACAAAAUCAGCCUCUCCAAAGUCUAUUUAAACUACCAGCAGAGUAGGCAGUAUGCUGGUGUGGGCAGCUUGCCAAGGAACCAGGCAGAGGGCCUUCUCGGUGGUGGCACCCGCCCUGUGGAACGCCCUCCCAUUAGAUGUCAGAGAGGUAAACAACUAUCUGAUGUUCUGAAGGCAGCCAUGUUUAGGGAAGUUUUUAAUGACUGAUGUUUUAAUGUAUUUUUAAUCUUUGUUGAAAGCUGCCCAGAGUGGCUGGGGAAACCCAGCCAGAUGGGCUGGGUAUAAAUAAAUUAUUAUUAUUAUUAUUAUUAUUAUUAUUAUUAUUAUUAUUAUUAUUGGAUUCCAUUAGCCUUAGCCAGCAAGACCAAUGGUCAGUGGCAAUAGGAGUUAUAUUCCAGUAACAUCUGGCUCCCCACCCACUGCAACAUGUAUGAUGAAUUACCUCUUCUUCAUCAUUUUUUUUAGAAACAGGAAGUGUUCGACCUUUUCUCUUCUAUCCUGUACGAGUGUGUUACUCAGGAAAAUCCUGAAAUGUUGCCGGCUUACAUAGCAAUUGACCAGGUAAAAGCAUGCAGUGCAGUCCUUUUCAUUUCGUCAAAGUGUGGCUUUGCUCGUGGUUGCUUAUUUUCCUGCUGGUUUUUGCCCGUUAAGAAAGCAAAGACAAAAAGUGUAUUGCAUUUGUAAUCGCAAUAUGUCUUGAUUUUUUACCUAUGGAAACUUGUCUGCAUGAACGAGUAGUCGUAGCAGAUUCAUGCCACCUUGUGACACUGAUCAUGCAAGCUCCCCCUAAUCUUUCUUUCUGAUUAUGUAAGUCUCUAAACGACUCAUUUAUAUAUAUCUGUAGCUCCAACAUUAUUGAGUUACUUCAAGCUCUUUUUUCCUUUUCCGCUAGGCUGUGAGAAGACUGGAAAAAAGAGAAAUGUCAGAGACAUUUGACUUAUGGCAGAUAAAGUUGGUUCUAGAAUUUUUCAAUUCCAGAAGUCACCAGGAGAGAAUGAGGAAGAAUCCACACCGGGGCCUUUUUAUGAACUCUGAGUUUUUACCUGUGAUUAAGUGUUCCAUCGAUAAUACCUUGGAUCAGUGGCUGCAAGGUAAAAAUAGCAGAGGAUUUACCGCUAAAUGAAGCAAGUUCUGUGCAGCUGGCAGAUACGACUCUCCUCUGAAUGGCAACAUAGCUAAGCCAAGACCAUGAAUUCCUAAGACCAUGAAUUUCUGCCCCCAAAUGACCCAAUGUUCAUUUGUAAUCUCUAGUAAGGGUUUUUUGUGUACGUGCACAAGCCAGAAAGUCUUAAAACGAUUCGGUUCUUACCGUGAUUUGAAGCUGUUCCAAAAAUAAAAACAUCUGGCUCUGUAUGGGCCGAAUCCAGUUAAGUCAUUGUGCAAGCCAAACAACUUCCACGUGUUCAGUGGAACUUCCCCUCCCUCUCUUCCCCUUGUGUGUGGAGGGCUGGGGGAACUCCCGGAGCAGACUGGGGGGGUGGCAGUGUGCGGGUGCAUGUGGGGCGGGAGAGGAUGGAGAAGUUCUGUGUCACGGGUGUAAAUUGUUCCGCUCAUGCAAUGACUGUUGGAGACAACAUUCAACGUCUGAGAAUUUUGUUUUACUCAUUUCUGUGCCACCCUUCAAUUUAAAUUACUCCCAAGGCAGCUCACACAAUACAGUGGUACCUCUGGUUACAUACUUAAUUCGUUCUGGAGGUCCGUUCUUAACCUGAAACUGUUCUUAACCUGAAGUACCACUUUAGCUAAUGGGGCCUCCCGCUGCUGGAGCACGAUUUCUGUUCUCAUCCUGAAGCGAGGUUCUUAACCUGAGGUACUAUUUCUGGGUUAGCGGAGACUGUAACCUGAAGCGUAUGUAACCCGAAGUACCACUGUAAAACCAAUAGACAAUCUCAAAAACAAAACAAAAAUGCAAACCAAUUUUCUUAACACCACUUUUUUUUAAUACUGCUGCUAAUUGUUUUUUUUCUUAAAAAACAAACAGAACUUCAACAUUAGGAAAUUUAAAACAAGAACAAAAGCAUUUUUUUUUCCAGCUAACCAAAGGGUAUCAUAGGGACGCGGGUGGUGCUGUGGUCUAAACCACUGAGCCUCUUGGGCUUGCUGAUAAGUAGGUUGGCGGUUCGAAUCCCCGCAACAGGAUGAGCUCCCAUUGCUCGGUCCCAGCUCCUGCCAACCUAGCAGUUCGAAAGCAACCCAAAAAGUGCAAGUAGAUAAAUAGGUACCACUGUGGUGGGAAGGUAAACGGUGUUUCCGUGUGCUGCUCUGGUUUGCCAGCAGCGGCUUAGUCAUGCUGGCCACAUGACCCGGAAGCUGUACUCCGGUUCCCUCGGCCUGUAAAGCGAGAUGAGUGCCGCAACCCCAGAGUCAUCUGUGACUGGACCUAACUGUCAGGGGUCCUUUACCUUUACCUUUUUAAAGGGUAUCAUGGUAGCAUUAACCGAUGCUUCUUUAGGGAAGAGGGUUCAUUUAGUACUGCGUGCUCCAAUUCAUGCUACUGUCUCAAAUUGUAGAUUUCAAUAUGCAGAGGCCUUUGGGAAAGAAGAGGGGGAAUGGUGGGUACUCCCCAUCUAUGUGCCAUUAAGGGGGGGGAGAGAUCUGGACUAUCUCUCUGUGCAUCUUCUUAGGGAAGUCCACCCCCAUUCCUGGAGAAUGAGAUUAUUUUUAAUAAACUUUGUCCUGGCUUCCCUCUAUUCAAUAUAGCCCUGUUUCAAGCAUUCAAAUAAUAAAUAAUAAUAAUAAUAAUAAUAACAACAAUAAUUUAUUUAUACCCCGCCCAUCUGGCUGGGCAUAAUAAUAAUAAUAAUAAUUUAUUUAUACCCCGCCCAUCUGGCUGGGCUUCCCCAGCCACUCUGGGCGGCUUCCAACAAAAUAUUAAAAUACAAUAAUGCAUCAAACAUUAAAAGCUUCCCUAAACCGGGCUGCCUCCAGAUGUCUUCUAAAAGUCUGGUGGUGGUUGAUCUCUUUGACAUCUGGUGGGAGGGCGUUCCACUACCAAGAAGGCCCUGUGCCCCUGUCUCCAUCUCAGUUGGCUCCCCCUCUUCCCCAAUUGAGCAGGAAGUUCUGAAGGAGGGGCUCUAUUCUCACAGAGAAAUUAGAAAGUCCUGAUCAUUGGGGACGGGGGAGCAUAUUCAGCUCCAUGCUGCCAGAAAAGGGCUCUAAUCAAACUGUUACCCCCCCCCCCACACACACAAAUGAAGAAAUCCGGUGUAAUAAUAGCAAACUCACUUGCAAAGUGCUGACCUUUAUGUAGCCAGAACAACAUCAUUGACUCACAAGAGGGAGAGAGAUUAGGAGGCUUGGGGAGCCCUGUCUUUGUGCAGAAGUACAAAAACAGAACCCAACAACUUUAGGAACAAAAAUAAAGGAGGGCUCAACCCACCCCAAACAGCGCAGUGAGGAUUGAGCAUGCUCAGUUGCCACAGAAUGCGGGUUGACUGUUGAGAGCGGUGCGGAACGAAAAACCAGGAGAAGGGCAAAUGGAUUGGAGUAUCUUGGAAGGUCAUGGCUGGCUGGUUAUCAUCGAUUUUUGUGUGUAUAGCCAAGGGCCUUUACAAUGAACGACAGAGGGCAAGAGCAAGGCUUUCCUCUGAAACCACACAACAUAACCUGAGGAAUUUUACAGCAUAAAAAAAAAAUGACAGCAAAAAAGUUUUAAAAUUAGAAAUCAUCAACAUAGCUUCUUAGCUGCCAGAGCAAAUUUGUCUACUAGGUGUGUAAUUUGUAGGUCUUUAUCAGCUAAUUUCAGUUAUUUCCUGGGGGGAAUCGGCCUGAGAACCACUUAAGAAUAGACGAUAUUUUUUUCUCUGUGGGCAUUGCAUAUUAGGGGCAAAUCAGCAGGUAGUGAGUGCAUGAUAUCCUUGAGCUGGUUGUAUCCAUAGAUGCCCUUGCUUGUCAGAACCUUGAACCAGGAACAUUCCACACUGCAACAUUUUGCUGCGCUUCCAUCUGCUAAAUCUCAGCUUCACCUCUCUUGUGUGUUGCAGCUGGAGGCGACGUCUGCUUGCACUCCUAUUUAAGUGGACAGCCAACCGACGAAUCUCAGCUAAGCAUAUUGGCCUGCUUCCUCAUAUAUCAUUCUGUUCCAACACCGGCACAGCUGUUAGCUGGAGGCUUGGAAGGUAAGAUUAAAACCCAGCUAUUAAUCACGAUUAUUUGGGGGGGGGGGGAAAUAACACUGAGAAAACCAUGGAUUACCAACACUGUACAAAAAUGCAAAAGUUGGUCCAUCUCAACCUAAGCCUAAUCUUACAGUUGUAGAGUUGGGAGGGAACCCAAGGGUCAUCUAGUCCAACCCUCUGCAAUGCAGGAAUCAGAGCCACCCAGAGAUGUUGGAAACUGAAUAUGGGCCCUUUUCCGUGCAAAGCCUUGUGCUCUGCUCUUGAGCUUCAGCCUCUUAAUAAAUCAGCUAUUGCGAUAUGUUCAUUUGGCCAACGUGCGGUUGCUCUCUUUAGCAGUAUUUUACCAGUUGUAAGGAACAAGAAGGCAGGAGCUGAAUAAAUAACGAUGAUAAUAAUAAUAAUAUAACAAAAUGAGUUUAUGGCAGUGCAAAUAAUAAUAAUAGUAAUAUUUAUACUCCACCCAUCUGGCUAGGUUUCCCCAACCACUCUGGGCGGCUUCCAGCAGAAUAUAAAAACAUAAUAAAAUGUAAAAUGCAGCAACAUUUUAUACACACAACAGGUACAUCCUCUAGAAUAAAAUAGCUUGCUAGGGAAAUGCUGAACUUGCCCUUCGGGGCGCCUCAGGGUCAAUUUUUUAUCAUAGCCCAAAUCUCAGUUGUAUGGGUGUAUGUAUAUAUCUCAAUUUUAACUCAUGAGCUAUUGCUGCAAUCUUCUCCAAUUUAUAUUUUAUCUUUAUGAACACUGUUUUUAUUGUGUUAUGUUAUGUGAGCUGGUCUUUGACUGUAAUAAGUUAUCUAUCUAUCACACAACAGGUAUGAACUGUUCUGUGCUAAAGCAGAGUUGCCAUUCUGCAUCUAAAAUGCACUGUUUUGGUAUAUUUGUUCUACUUGAAGGUGCAAUCAUUUUUCCCUCGUCUCCUUUAUCCUUCUAGGUUGCACAACCUUCUCUGAAUUGCUGUUGAAAUUCAAGCCCCUGGGAAUGCCAGUCCGUGCCCUUCUAAGACUCGCCCCUCUGUUGCUGGGGAAUCCACAGGCAAUGUUUUUGUGAAAGCAAUAACUUGAAUUUGACGCGACCAAAACGCCAGUAUCCGUUUAGCAUUUGACAUCGGACGAAAGGUGCAUUGAUGAAGUCAGGCUUUGCUUUCUAAGUUUACAAAUUUCUUCCUCGGCGCUUUCCAUUCCCUUUUUAUGUUUUGAGAGUGAUAAAAAAAAAAGAGAGAGAGCUUUAUAUAUUGUUGGACGGUUUACAUGCCCGUGCUAAUUAAUAUGUUUACUUUUUGUAAAUAAAGCUUGUUUGCCAAAAGAGAGAGAGAGAGAAAGAGAGAAAGAUUGAUGAUGAACUGGGAAAAUAAACCACGUGGAAUC
Podarcis lilfordi (Lilford's wall lizard) is the source of this 54642-nucleotide messenger RNA. The record is from the annotation of a GenBank genome assembly. NCBI's taxonomy places the organism in Eukaryota, Metazoa, Chordata, Lepidosauria, Squamata, Lacertidae.